AUGAGGACUGGUUUGGACCGAAUCCACAUCGCUGGAGGUUGGAAUGUUGGGGAUGAGAUGUCGGACCAAAAGGCCGUCAAAUUAAAAUCCGAAAUCAAUACCAACGGAAAUGUGGUACACAACUUAUCGUCGAAGCGGUUAAGCGAACCGGAACUCAGGGUGUUGAGUCACGAAGCCAAUUUUAACACUGCUGAUGUCACCCUAGCCGACUUCAUUGCCGCAUUUGAGGUCAUGUUGGCACGAAAUAACGCAACCGAUGAGGCUAAACACACGGUGCUUCAAAAGGUCACGUCUCUCCUGAUGACGAACAGGUAUGCUAGCAGCAUGUUGCCCGCAUAAAUAAAAGCAGUGGAGAGAUUAAAAAUGGACAAAGAUAUUAAAAUGCUACCGGCCGACAAAGAAAGAGCAACCGUUGUGAUGGACCGCGUUGAUUACAACGAGAAGGCACAAGCUCUCCUGGACGACCAACAGUCCGAUAAGUCAAUACAUGCCUUGCAGGCUAAAUCGAUGACUGGACAGCUGACUGGACUCUUAAGCCUACUCUUGUGCAACAAUGCAAUCUCAUUUGACGAAUAACGCCCGCAUUGGCUAGAUUCUAUGGACUACCAAAAAUCCACAAACCCAACGUUCCUCUGCGGCCAGUCGUUGCCCUGAAAGGCAGCCCCACAUAAAAUCUAGCCAAACGGAUGUUCCGAAAACUCAAUUUUCUCUCAGAGGGCCCUGUGACGUCAGUCAAUUCGGCCUCCCAAUUCCUUGCCGACAUUCGGGGAAAAACUAUUCAACCCCACCAAAUCAUGGUAUCCUUCGACGUUGUCUCACUUUUCACGUCCAUUCCACCGGACUUGGCUCGCGACGUGCUACGCAAACGCCUCAAAUAAAAGUACGACGAAACGGCAGAGCUCCUAAAAAUCCAGCACCUAAUGCAGCUCCUUGCAUUCUGCUAUCGAAACUUUUUCACCUUCGAUGACAGAACAUACGAACAAGCCAAAGGAGCACCCAUGGGUCCUAAAGAACCACUACAGACCUGCAUUUUGGUGCCGAUAUGUGAACGAUACAUUCGUCCUUAUUCAUAAGGGCGGGCUACCGGGUUCUCAAGACCUGCGUAACAGCAUCUCUCCCGACAUUCAGUUAACAAGAGAAGACGAGGAGGCUGAGAAAUUACCCUUCCUUUAAGCGCUCGUCACGCGUACAUCUGAUGGCAAACUCAGCACCACAGUGAACAAAAAGGCGACCAAUACAACCCAGGUCCUCAGCUACCAUAGCAACCACCCAUUGGUGUACAAACGAGGCUGAGAGGGCGCUUUUCGACUGGGCAAAAACGCACUGUAGCGAGCCCGAAGGAAGAAUGCAAGAACUACGGCAUCUCCCGGACCAGUUGACAAAGAACGGCUACUCAAAUAGUUUCAUCAGUCGCUCAAUAUGCACGCACCCACGACGGACAAAUGGAAGAGAGACCAACAAUUUGGUACUCCCUACCGCACAUAAAGGAUGUGUCCGAGACCACAGAACGAAUUGCGUCAGAGUUAGGCGUCGGCGUCGCUCAUCAUCCGGCGGAUACCACGUAUAAUAGAAUUAUGAAAAUGAAGGAUCGGCUGGACGCAGGUGAGCAGUCGGGCGUAGUCUAUCAAAUCCUCUGCCAUAACUGUACUUGCCAUUACACAGGUUAAACAGGACGACGUCUCAGCUCACGAAUACUUAAGCACAAACGGGCUGCUCGGAGAGGCGAUCCACUAUGUCAAGUCGUUACACCCACGCUGAAGGAAGGCCGUGAGUUCGACUUCGCCAACACGCGGAUAUUGGAGCGAGCCGGCAACAGGACAGGGCAAGAACUGUUGGAGGCGUGUGUGUCGGACACCAACUCUAUCAACAGACACAUUGAUUUGCCUGCGUGUUAUCACGCACUCCGCCCACGCAGCCAGGUGGCGCAGCUCACAUCGGCGCAAAGGACAAACGCCGCCACCACGCCGGGGGACCAUUGUGGGCCAGGCAGCGCAAACCAGACCUAUCCUCGGACGUAAUCCCCCCCCCCCUCACUGCAUAACGGUAUAAAUGCUCACACGUUGCUGCACUCUGAUGAUGAACUACUGUUCGAGUUUGAAAGCUAAGACCAGCAAAUCUAUCGUCCCAGAUAUCGUACAUUCGUCUUUUUUAGAUAAUGUUUAGUUGGCACGAUUGUGCAAGAAAAUAUCGGAAAGAGACGUAAUUUGAUGCCAAGCGUCGAGUGUGGGUGCACUUCACAUACAUGCUGCGCGAAAUUGGUGUCUUUACUUUCUGAUUAACCAAACAUGGGGCAACCGCAAGUAUGGAGUGGACGGCCGUCCCCCGUCAACCGCUAGCAACAACUCGAAAGUACAACCACUUAAUGCUAAUGAACCAAUUUUUUUCAAUUUGAGAAGCACGACCGUCAAAAGCACAUGAACCUAUAUGCCGUGGCAGGUCUUGGGAAGGCUUCACAACUCAGCGUUGUUUCGUGCUGACCUCUUCGACAAAAAAACUGAGGAUGUGCUGUGCCGUCGCCCGACGGUGCUGCCCUACGGCGAGAAGACGCGAAUAACUUACCAAAAGCCAGUGAGCAACCCCUACCGUUUGCCCUAACUUCGAGGGACACUGACAGCGAAUUGGUAAGGAUGGAUCCAAGAUACGCAGGAUCUGGAGGUGACCACCAUUUUUGACAACUCUGUAAUGAUGGAGCGGAUUCAGCAUCGGCAGAAUGGUCAUAGUAAGAGGACGGAGGAUCAGAAUCUGUCGAAAUGACUAUCCUUCAUUUAUGUUACUCCGGGUUUACACAGCUAAAAGGACAACAAACUGCAAAAAAACAGCUUGAAACCAUUGUUCAAAUGUUUUUUUUUAGCAAACUGGUGAAUCCUGGAAGAUUAUCAUGUACGUCUAGCGCAUCCCCAAGAUGGACGGCAUAGUUAUCAUCGACGCGAACUGAGUACAAAAGGCCAUGCAGAUGCUCCAAAGACGCAAAUCUUCAAAUCAGGUAGAGUGCUAACAGGGAUUAGCCCCUUUCCGGACGUUCACACUGUCGUCGUAACUUCAGUCUUUGUGGCAGUCCACUCCGUUGUUGCCGUCCUGGCCACUUACUCAUGCCCCUUUUCAGUUAGUUUGCUGCUGGAGUUGAGUAUGACUUGGAACUAGCGUGAGGAGAGUCCGAGGACAAUGGACAUUAUGUUCUUCGCCGAUUGGCUGUGGGCGGACAAAGAUAAGUUCACGCAGCGUUUCGUGUGUGUGGGCUAAAACUACACUUGCUCAAUGAGGAUUUACGCCGCUGAUGUUUACUGAGUUUCUUGUACGCUCUCUUGCCACAGUAAUGUUUGGCCAAUAACUCGGUCUUCUCUGCCUUCUAACUCGCAAACCUUCGUGUUGCCAAACAUCGCUCUUUGACAUUUCCAUUUAUUCGGCGGAAGGCCCUCGUGUCCAUUGCCCACCAACACUAUUACUACUACUACUACUACUACUACUACUACUACUACUACUACUACUACUACUACUACUACUACUACUACUACUAUCACCACCAUCCGCACAACCACCAACGACAAUAAAAACAUCAUCGCCAUCAGUAGCAACACCAAAGGCAGCAGAUCAACAGCGACAACAGCAACAAACCUGACACCACACCGACGAGCAAUACAAACGCUGACUACUCCCUCAGCAUCUGCCUGCAGCACGGCUAUACGCCCCCAGUCGGGAUAAGCAUGACCCAUCGGCAUCGCAAGGCAAGUAAUGUCCGAAUGUGCGGCAGAGGUUACGGCCAUGGAAACUACCAGUCGUAAAGUGGGAAAACGUCGGAAGACGCGAGCUGACAGAUACACGAACCUUUUGGGCCUUUUCUGUCGUAACUUGACCAGGUAUAAUCCUGACCACUGUCUGAUGUCAGACAAGCAAACAUGCGCACACAUUCGACACAGAUGACCCGUAGCCGUCGUCUAUCAUAUGGCCCUCAAGCUUGCACAAGUCUUCCGCAUCCGGCGGAUACGCCGCUCUUGGACUCAUACCAUCACGUCUCUCGGGUGGCCGGGACAUGCGCACAUGCUGCGUUGAAGACAGUCAGUAAUGGGUGCUCGCAAAUUCCAACGUCAUUCAUGUAGCUCAGCAGAAUGACACUGGCUGACUCUCACAUGACAAUUACUCAUUCGCAUCUACAUCACCUUAUCACAUGUACGCACGCACACGCGCAGAGCCGGCCGAGUGUAGGAGCUCUGACAACCACAGGAUUUCUGUGAGGAAUACACGACCUCUGCCUGUGUCUUUCCAGUGCACUUCAAAAACGCCAUUGCACCGUGAUUACUGUGGUGCUCUGAGUAUGCCUACUACUUAGACACUACACGUGCAUAAGUAUUUCACCAGGGUGUCCGCAUUGUGUGUGAGUGCAUAUUCUCUGGAAUUAUGUCAUCCCUUCGAAGUCCUCCUCUUUCAGAAAGUCAGCAGACAGGCGUGCGCUCAUAUCUUAUUUAGUAAAUGACCCGUAUACGCCAUGCUUUAGCGCACGUUUAUGUUUCUCGUCCCGGCCGGGGAUCAGGGAUAUAUCGGCUGGAAUGGAGGCAGAGUAGUCCAAGAACAGUUAUGUAUCCAGAAUGUGAUUACCGUAAAAGGCAAGAGAGACUGAAAAAGUCGCUUCUGGCUUUUUAAACGCCAGCAGCUAUCCAUAUCGAACACCAGACACACGACAUUUGAGUCUUGGACCCGCAAUCACUUAAUUAGAUGCCCAAAACUCUAAACACUGACUCAAACUAGACGAAUUAGUAGUCGCUGUUCGAUUUCCUGCGAGGCUGUAUAUUAAGUCCUUAAGCACAAAGAUUGCGAGUAGGUACGAUAGCGAGAUCGGUAGGCACCCACCGCCAUAUAUCUUUACACAUUUACUCGCAACUUCGACACUAUUCACUCUGUAACCCUAUUGUUCCAGUUGAAAUAAUUAUGCUUCCGCUGCUGAAAUCUGUCCGAGUACCGAUAUGAAGUGACUCCAAGCCUCCAGGACUAAGCCACCUCAAAGCCUGCAGUGGAUAUUCUUUGAGAGGAAGGAAGAAAAAGAGAGACGAUACACUGUAUUGUGAAAAUUUUGUUUGAGAAAUUUCUUUGCGUGGGCAAAUGAUGCUCGCGCUUGAACUAAAAAAUAUCUUGAAGAAGGAGACACGAUCGCCGGGACAAGAGCUUUAUUAGCCUGACGUUUCGGAUUCCUACUCGAAUCCAUCAUCAGAGACAAGAAGGCAGAAACGGGUCUUUAUAUGGGUUAGAACGUUUGCUAAAGGUGGCUGAUGGAUUGUCCCAAUAUUAUUGCAAAUAAUUAUGGUUUGUAUGGGGAAAAAUAUGAAAUCAGAUAUAAGCCCAUACUUUCCCACGCAUACAUUUGGCCGAACUAAAUGAUUUCAGCUUCUAAGAAAUCAUGAGUUCGAGCUAAUUUCGCAAAAUUUAGUCAACCGCAUCUCAGACAUUGCUUAUAGGAGUGAAAAACCUACAGCCCUAUUAACGUUGGCGGUUUGGCGCACAGCACCAACAAACAAUGCCUGUUAAAUUCCUGUAGAACGUCCACGGUCUACAGGAGUGCGCUCAAGUUCUCUUUACAAUUUUCCGAGAGUAGCGCUUGUAUAACCGUAGGAGUUUCAUAAAGAUUUUAUGAUCAUGUACGCAAUAGCUACUUCACCUUGCUGACUUUUGUCUUUUUUCAUUUGUCAAAAAAUAACAUUGUGUCCUAUUUAUUUUAGUACCUCUGUAUGUACAUUCCCUGAAAUGACUUGUUCGUCUGCUUCCUUGCAUACGUUUGCAUUAAUCCUGUUUGUUUAAAUUUUCUAUUGGAGUACGAAGGUCUGUUCAAGUUUAUAUCACUUCCAUCUCUAACCCUCCCUUCUGAAUAUUUCUGCAAAUCACUUUGGUUUGUGGCCAGAGUCCAGUGCGCUUGCAAGUGCUCACAGUAAAGAAAAAUAUAAUUAUACAUAAACUUGCAUGAGGGUGGACACAGGGCUGGAGUAGUAUAGGGUUUUUUGCUUUCUUAACAGUCUCAUCACCGCCGUUUAAGUAGAUCAAUAUCCAAGGUCAUUCUACCCUUGUUCAUUUUAACUUCGACGUCGCGACAGAGGACGUUAAGGUCGCUUGGAAUCAGGCUAGUUCUUAUUGUAAAGAAGGUGAAUAGCAAGGUAUGCACUCCGUAACUAUAUAUUCUGCACCUAAUUACACAUACAGGUAAUGAUAGAUAUUCAAUAACCUUUCAAAAAUUGUUAUCGAAGGUUGAAAUUUGUUCAGUUAGAAAUGUACCUUUCCUGCUUGGUAAAGUUUUAUUUUUAUGUCGUAUUUUCAUUGCUUAUCAUCGUUUGUGCCGUUCACUUAAAAUAUUUGGCAUACAUUGUUUGGAAUUCUGGUUAUUUACCUACGUUUAUGACUUGGUCACCAGCGCAAUUCCACUGGCUUUUGACGGACUUAUUUUACUUUUAAUAAUUAUCCUCCACAUAUUUGAAGGUAAAACCUCUUAAUGUUAAAAGAGGUCUUCAAGCAGUGGAUACAGUGAGACAUUUAGACAAAAAUAAGCGAUUAAACAAAAAAUGUCUGGUCACUUAUCACAUCAGAAGAAGAUAGCCCAGACUGUUAAUAAGAAUACUUAGAUGAUGACAACGAACCCUUGACAUCCACCCCUAACAAACUGCGCUUACUUGUCUCAACAGUGCAAAUUUCUAUUCAUAGAUGGAGGCGGCUGUUAUAGUUAGAUGGUCAUCUGUCGAAUAAGAUGUAAUGUCCUGGGAUAGAGAUCAGAACCUGAAAUUAAAGAGCGUACAAAUAACACGUCGGUGAAUUUGGCUUAAGGAGCCAGCUCUUAGGCGUAUUUGGAAUUUUGGUGACUCAUGAUUACAUAUGCGUCGGCCUGUGAAUGAUGCAGCCUUGACGAAUCACGCCCAGUAGAAGAAGCAAAAUGAUUUGACCAAAGUACGAUGAAGACCACAAACAAGGCAAACAAGCUUCGGAAGUAUAGGACACAGUGGAUAAGUUAGGUGAGAAAUUGCGUAGGCGACAAACUGAUUGAAACCAUCAAGCCUUUGUGCUGCGAACAGAAUAAUAAUACGAAGCAGAUAAUUCUUGACUCUACUUAGAAUGCAACGGCAAACGGCAAAAAUCAAAUCGUUUUUAUACCUUUAUAAAAUUGACUUGGUUACGCUAGGAGACGGUUGACGAUGUUUACGUGCUUCUGAAAGAUUGACCAACUGUCUAUAUUGUGACAUGCGUCUAAAUAUAUGGGCACAUGUGGACCAGACAUACGUUCUGGGGGAGCGGUCUUUAUUCUUCGAAAAAAAAGCAUUUCAUACUCGUUAGAAUUAUUGGUACGUCUGGAUUGUUCGGAAAAAUCUGGACCAACAUCGUUAUUUUCUAGCUGUUUAAUUUAAACCAGCGUAGGGGUGCCGUUGAUAGAUAACUGGAAUUUUGAGGCUUUGGAGAUGCAGUGCAGAUAAUUUGCGUAGUUCUGGCCGGUGCACAAUUUGCUACGGUCGCACUAAAUUCCACGAGAAAUCAGCAAAUACUGCUCGUUAGGAUACCAACUCCUGUUUAAUUUAAACCAAACUGCAUUUGUGUCAUUGAAUUAGACAUCAAAUAGGGCUUCCUACGCGCUAGUUAGAGAAAUUUACUGAGUUUGAUAACUUAGCGUAAAAAGAUUAUUCUGGGUGAGUUCUCUUGGCCUUUCUCAACGUAACACAGCUGAUUUUGAUUAGAUAUCUGCGCAUGCGAACACCACCCCAGUCAUAGACUCUAAUUUAUUUGUACUUCCGCGCAUUAUGCAUUUUGCUGGCCAGAUUACAUGCCUACUUUUGAUUAAAUACAUCGUUUGUACGUUAUGCACAAGGCAAAGUUGAAAAACCACGCAAAAUUGUGCGGCACCAUAAAUCUAGUUAAUUUCGAGUUUCUUGCUAUAACCAAAACUCACUCUUCGAUGAGGUAAUAGUAAUUGGUUGCAGUUGAGCAAGUGGGCACGUCGCUUAAGCCCUUUUAUUGCCUCCUGAAUAAGAGCAAGUCGACGGAAAAACCUAACAGUUUUAAACUGGUCAGCGCUCAAACGAGCGGCAAUGGAGUUAGAUAAAUAGGGUGAGUGAACGGUAAAUAAUAGGUCACUAAUUAUAUUGUGGCGCAAUUGCCAACGACUGGGAGAGAAACGCAGAUGGAGCAACCCAAAAGUUGCUUUCGUCAAUGAAUACCAGUAGCAAAUCUUACCUUCCUUCUUCCAUCAGUUCGCGAAGUUCUUGGCUGGAGGAAGUGCAGAAAAUUUGAGAACUUUUGAAAUCACAUAUUCAUGAGAGUUGUGAAUAAGUGACCUACGCAAACAGACUACUUUUGCUGCCCAUAACAAGAUAGGGAAUUUGCCGUUACAAUCCAUAUGCGUGCCGAUGUGCCACGCCCCGGACACACAGACUUAUAUGUCUGAACAAUUUUGUCUGUUGAUGCUAGGUUUUAUGUGAACCCCAUUAUGUCCGACCUCCGCCCAGAAGUCCCGGAUCGGUUUUUGUUGUCAGAGUUAUCGUGAGGUCUGCAAUGUAUUGGGGACGGCAAGUGGGAUAAACGUAGUAAGAAGAGCUACGGUACAAAAUACGAUGCUUUCAGAUUUCGACAACACUGGCGGUCAAUUGUAUCGAGAAGUACAGUUACAAACACACACUUACAUUUAUCAGAGGGGAGACAAAAGAGUCUGGGGGUAGAUUGAUACAGCACUGUUUCGGCUUGUUUGUCUACAUUCAGCCAAUCAUAAUCCUGACCACCAGCUGGUACCAGAAACACAAACAUGCGCACAGAUGCACCUGGCACAGUUGGUCCACCACUGAGGCCUACCAGAUGGGUCAUAAGCACUUAAUCGAACCGAAGUUCAUCAGUGCCUUGCCACCUGUCAUUCUCUGUCGCUGCAGAUCGGGUAUUUAUCAAUCAGGAAUGGGCGCACACCGAUCCACUGGCUUCCCGAAGCAAACAAGCUUCGUAUGGGCGAUAAGGGUCACGAACAGGCGACCACCUACCAGGCCGAAGUCGGCCAAGCUAUGAUAGCAGAGAGGAGACGACGGAGUCUGGGCGUAGAUUGAUACAGCACUGUUUCGGGCUUGUUUGCCUUCACUCAGCCAAUCAUAACCUGACCAUCGGCUGGUACCGAAAACACAAACACUUACAUAUAUACAUAUGCAAAAUGCCGACAAAGACAAGGGAGACUGUAAUGGUCAUUUCUGGCUUACUAGCCGUCGUCUGCCAGUCAUACCCAGCCCAGAGGUCUUGAGCACCUGAGGCUCGAACUCGCGACAUAUUAGUCAGAAGUCCAAUACCUCUACUCACUGGGCCACGGGCCUGUUUUCCUGUCGGUUUCGAUCGGGAAUGUACAAUGGUAGAGGGGCGCUCACCGAUCAUAAGGCACAACAGAAUUAGUCAGUUCUGUAGGAACGAUAGGUGAGCGCCCCUCUAUCAUUAUAUAUAUAUAUAUGAUAGUGCUUAGGACACCUAUAAGGACAAAACACUGUUUUAGUCGAAAUAAUGGCUCAGCCAGAUGUGUUCUUGCGUCUCCUCUAUUUUGGUGAAAAAUUUACUACAUCUGUCGGCUACAUUCAAAUAAUAUUUUUGGAAGCGUUGGGCUAGUGUGCUCUGGUAGUUUCUCAAGACGCCUGUCACUUCUGAGAGAUCAAAAGUCAACUACAUCGGCCAAUAGUUUUGUGCACGUGAAAUUAAAGCCUGGUCAUGUUCAAUUUUUUACUGCAGAGUUUCUAUAUUUUAGCCAGAAACAACGAAUACAGUGGCUGCUUAUCCAGUUUGUCUAUAAUGGCCGAUAUCUGGCUUUCUGUUUUAUUUAAGUUACAUAUAAACGGUUAGCAGGUACCAUUUGUAAGACGAGUAUAGCACAAUACCGUGUAGCGCGUAUAAAAGCAGCUAUUGUAUUUGGUGUACAUGUCAAAAGCCAUUGAAAACUUCAUAGGAAAGAACAAUGGUCUGUAUGAAAGGCAGCUAAUAUGCAAUUGUAGUAUACAGCAUACAUAAGUCCGAAAAAACGGGACUGUUAAAACUGGGUGGAUAACACGGGUGAAAUAACGUCGAGCAAAACCUCCACUACAUUUGCAAGCAGGUUGGCAGUUCAAAUUUAGUGAAUACUACACAUCUCAAAUGAAAGCGCGUUCCUGAGUAUUUCAGGAAGAGUCGCAAUUUAUGAGCUAUAAUCGCGCGUGGUAAAUAUAGUUUUUUGGAAAGGCAUUCUUUUGUCUACAGUUGUAGGCCGCUGCCUUUACGAUGUGAAAUCGCACUCAAACUUUACUUUUAGCAGUGUAUACGCGGCUGGGUAGUCGUUAAUACCAAAACCAUGUGCUUUCAAAAUGCCUUUUGGAAUUUUGAUUAUUCAAAUACUGGUUGUUUGGUGUGUAAAAGGCAGUUCCAUAUAUUCUGAUACUUUUUUGUUGGCAUGCCUAAUAGAUCAAGCAGUUGAAACAUAACAUGCUAUUUAUGAAUAGAUCCUGAUUUAGAGGAUGAAGAAAUACAUGCACAUCUACCAUGAUCUGGCGUCUUUAUGACAAGAUGCACAUUUAUUUGCUUGCAUGUUUGCAUGUAGCCGCAGCAUUAUUUGAAGUUUUCUAUACGCCGCCUUGAAUAUUUCACAAGAAUUGUUCCGUCGUUUAAAAUAAAUCCCGAUCAUCCCUUAAUGAACAAGCUUACGGCGUUUUUGUCACGUUUCCCCCUUCUCUUUUCGGUAAAUUAGAAUGGUCAUACUUAUUAAAGACAGGAAUUCCCAACUCCCUCUCUUCGAAAGCUUAUAGCUGUGCUGGUUCAGUGCAGAAGUAGGGGUUUUAUCCUUUCCAUUUAUUCGCGGAGUCCAACAUACAUAGUUCGACCGUCGUGCCCGACAAUAUCCAUCUUGUGCUUCACUGCAAGGUGCAGCAGGCACGGUGGCUUGCGCCUGAUUUCCUGCAUAGUGAUGGCAAACUUGCGCGGCAUCUACCCCACUCCCUCCUCCUCCCCUCCUGAGCCCAGUGUCAAGAAGACCAGUGGUGAGAGAGGGAGCGGGUGUCUGGUACAGCCCAACCUGUACCUAGGCCUACCACCACACCCUCUGGCUCACAAAAAACUCUUGGCCGGGAUUUGGACCAAAACAACCACGCCAGGACGGGUCGGGGAUUAUUGGGCAGUCAUACUUAUGACCUGUAUACCCAGCGGGAGCGCAAGAGCAUCUACCAGCAGGUAGCCAUGCGCCGGAAAACUGCUAGCGCGCGCCAGGUUCCCAAGGCCAUGGUUUGUUGAUCCCGACAUAACAGACGCUUACGGGCCUUUUGGUUCACAAUGGUGAAAUGCAGCCCCGCAUUUGCCCGGGCAAUCAAAGGCUGGGUAACCAGUCAGUCACUACCCAUUAAUGAACACAUCCGCCCCUUGUGCUCCAGAGUAUCACGGAUCACUUUAAGAGGGAGCCGUGGCACCCUGACUCUUAGUCCACCAGUUCGCCACUCUACACAAACACACACACACAACUGGGCAGACUGCGUGGUCUGAGUUGAGGCGUCGGUCGGCAGUCUUCCAAGCCGCGGCGCUUGGCGUACUGUGAUAGGAUCACACAUGUAGCAGUGGAGCUGCAUGGGGAAGCAGCGGAGAAGCGCACUUCCCACUUGCGUAAGAGGUGUCAAUUGAGUCCUUGCGUUAUGUGAUAGUGGGUAACGAUGUUGUGUGGUGUAGGUGCUGGUGGGGAAAGGUAUGAUGGUAUGACGCAGUCGGCGGUUGUUUGUCGCGGAUUUCCAUGAAUAUGCAUGUGGCCUUGUGGGCGCAUGUGGUGAGUGAAUGUGCGGGGGCGGUGAGGGCAGUCCAGGCGGAUGCGGUGAGCGUGGGUUAAUGCUCCAGGAACCGAUCCGCCUGUCUCUGUGCGAUUGAUUCACAAGUGAUCGACCAGACCAAUAUAUGGGGGCGAAUGUGCGAUCGCUAUGGGGACAGGCAUGGACCGAGUCCACAUUGCUGGGGCCGGAAGUGUUGGUGGGGGUGGUGGUGGUAGUAGUAGUAGUAGAAGAAGGUGGUGGGACGUCAGACGUCGUCUCAUCAGUGGGGGGAGUGCGUGAAUUCGUGGUGGUGAUGAUUCUGGCUGCUGCGGCCGUUGCAGGUGUUGAAGCAGGGCGGAUGGUGGUGACGAGCAACGACAGCGUGAUCGGUGGUGACAGGGGUGAAGUGAGCGGGCUCACCCUGGUUGCCUGUGGGAUGGGGCGAAGGGGAGGAGGAGGAGGAGGAGGAGGAGGAGGAGAGAGUAUUGUUUCUGUUUUGAUGGUUUUGAUCGCACGUGCGAGUCACGGUCCGCGUGCAGAUGUCGUGCAUCUAGUUUUGUUUACGUCAUUUUUAGCUCCUGCCCCUCGCAGGGGAAAGCAGUGCUCUCUCAAAGUAGGGCUGCUUUGUUGCACCAGACGUGUACCGUUCUCCACUAUGGGUCACGGGGUUCAGUGACGGAACGACCAAUGACCUGGGUCGCCUACGUAAUUGCAUGUCGUUGGAGGAGAGCCAGGGGGAGGAGGGAGAGCGGAGAAGAAGGGCGGAGCAGAGGGGGGGGGAGGAGAGCAGGAUUACCGCAAGAGGAGAUAUACAAACAGAUAUCGCCCACCGAUUGGGGCGGUUGGCGGUGCACGGCCGCUAGAGAGCCUAGCUUUGAGGAGCCACAAGUGGGGGUUGGGUGCCAGUUAGUUGACGCUAGGCAUGGUCAACAGCUACUAGCAAUCGAGCGACCUACUACAACCUUCACUUGAACACCCUUACGCCCCCGCGCCUGAUAAACUACGUGCAAAUUACCAUGUCACUCAUGAUCAAGUCGAUUUGUGAAAAAGCUAACACAGUGCUGAAUGCUUUUCGCGCUUUGCAGUUUUUAGAAAAUAAAAAAUAACAACACUGUUUAAAGUUUCCAGCGUCCCAUUUUCCCUACUUUGCAUGGGAUAUGGUUUUUCCGGAAAAAUUAUUCCAUAAGUCCCUUCCAAAUAACUCGCCUUUUGGAUUUUCGGAGCAUUUCAUGGUUUCGUUUUGGCGAACUAGAAUGGUCACAUUGGAAAAUAAAGGCUGGAAUCUCCAGCUUCAUUUCUCAUCCCCUUUUUAUUUUAGACGCAAAUUAUUUGAAGACAGCGCAGUCGUGGUCAAAGUUCCAGUACGUGGCAUGGAAGCCAUGGACGAAGUGAAGAAAUUUAUUGAAACCGCGAAUGUGGCGGUUGACCGGGUUAUUCAGGCAAGUAGUCCAAGCCCAGUCUGUGAUAUCUAUACGUCAGGUUAAGGAUGAAGUGCUUGGAAACACGGAAAAGUUUGAAUACGACGAGCAAAUGCUGAAAUUGUUUAAGGCAGCAGACAAUACCUACAGACUAUGUGAACGACUGAAGUCAGGAAUUAACGCAUGGCUGAAUCCAAACCAGGGUAAGCAGUUAAUUUUACAGUAUAUUACCUAGUCUUCAAUUUUAUUCCAUUAGUUGCCUCCUUUAAAAUUGGACAAACUUACUUCCACUCGACAUGUCACGCCUAGUUGCGUCUUCGAACUGAAGGUCACAUCUAUGGCAAGAUUUUUGUUUUAAUAUGCCGGUAGAGCACCCUUCAGAAUACUUAUAAAUUCUGAAUUUUUAAAAGGUCCUUAUACAUGAUUUGUCAUUUUAUGACUCUAUUUUACAUAUUUUUAAAAUAUGUGAAGUGUAACGGUGUGAAAUUGAUUUUUUUCUCAGUUGAGCGUCUUCAGGAUAAACUGACCGCACGGUUUCUAAGCGCCAAAACCUCCAGACUGACUUCCUCGGGCCAACUUGCUAACGACGAAUUGGAAAUCGUUCAGGAACUGUGUGAGGACAGCGGACUCGGUAAGAUAUCCCGCAGUGCAUGUUUUAAGUUCCUAUGUGGGGCAUCACCCUUCUGGGCUUUAAGGAUCGUGCGUCUAUGCUAUGCCAUUAUUCAGCAAAUCAUGGCCCUCGCAGCCUGGUGUGUGUGUUCUGGCACCCGGUCCCCUGCCGGUAGAUGCGCUUGCGCUCCCGCUGGGUAUACAAGUGGUGGGCAUGACUGCUCAGUCAUCCUUGUCGUCCUGACCCGUUGUGGUGGUGUUGUUGGUUAAAAUCCUGGUCAAUUGUUUGUUGUGGACCCGGGGGUGCGAUGGUACUCCUAGGUGCGGGUCCGGCUGUGCCAGCUACCUGUGCCCUCCCUCACCUCCGAUCUUCUUGACAUGUCUUGACGCUGGAUCCAGGUGGGGGAGGAGAGAGUGCGACAGGUGCUGUGCAAGUCUACCUCCACCAUAAACUAAUUCACGCACGAGUCACCGUGCCUGCUAUAACCUCGCUGUGGAGCACACGGUGGACAUCGUCGCAAAGACGGCUGAACUGUCAUGUACUGCACCGUUUAAACAGUAAUUGCCCUACUUAAGAUAGAAGCAAGUGGUAUGCUAACAAAAAAUCUUGUCGCACUCAGCGCCUGUAUCUCUUCGCCAUUGCGCGGGUUCUUGUCCAUAACAAUUUCUAUACGGUCGAGAUUCGAUCUCCGUCGCUGGAGAAGGAAAUUGGUCGGGCCAAAAAGAUCCGUCGCAGAAGAUUGUCAUGAGUCGCGAGGAAAAAUUCGCGACAUCAUUGAGGCCGGCUGGAUGAGGCGUGAUCGCAGUCGUUCCAAGUAUGUAAGUACAAGAAGUAUCCGUCUGUUCGCUAUAAUCCGACAAAGAAAACCACCAUGACAAGAGCUCCCAAAAAAUUCACCGAGGAAUCAGUCUAUGCUCGACACAUACAGAGGCAGACGAAGUGAAAAAAGCUGUGAUUUUCAAAUCAGAGCCGGCAGCAUUUACGGUCAUUUUACUGCCCGAGCGUUCUGCGUGGCACGGGGGGAGGGGAAUUUCGCCAAACGGCAUUGAUCAGAAGUGUCUUCGACGUCUCAUGUAGCCUGUGCAAACGCACGUGACUACUCGACAGUCAACAAAUCUCUCGGCGCAUUUUCACGCGGCCCUUCUUUUGCCGCAGCCUAUCUGACUCUUACCUGUUUAGAGCUUAGACAGCAACCUUGACGUGUAAAUCGAAUUCUGCUGUUCACGAAGCUCUCUCACUCAAGACGUCCUGUUCCCUUGAUUUAGAAACAAAUCAGUUUUGACAGUGUACUUCUUAUCUGAGGGGUAGUGUUAUGACUUGCUAUUCAUUGGCUUAGCUCAGAACAAAAUGCAUACUCUCACAUCGGCAUAGUUAAUGGCAGCUUGUUGUGGUUCCUACGUAGGUGGGGGGGGGGCAUUGGAUUUGUCAACGACACGACAACAGGUAGUAUACGGGUCACCCGAAACAGUAUAAAAUCAACCAUUUCGCCGAUGUAUCUAAUUUCACCACCUGGAGGUGGGCAGACUUGGACAGAUCACUGAUGCGUCAAAGGAGGAAGCGAGAAAGAGCGGAAAGAAGGCAGAUUAAGCUAGGUUCCCCUGCUGUGGAUAAGAAAUGUCGUGAAAAUAGUUUACUUUUAACAAUAAUUGGCAAGCGAUGAAGACCAACAUUGUCCCGUGAAUACCAUCUACAGUCUGUGACCGCUCUCGUGAGAAGUUAAACAGAAUUCCGAAAUGUCUUUUCAAUUGGGAAGAAAUGUUUAAGUUGGGCAGUCAUAAUGACUAUCUUAUGACAUAAACUCGUAAUGUUUCAGACGCGGCAGGAUGUUGGCUUUUGAAUAAACCUCUUUUUAACCCCUUCAAAAACAGCACUCAGCAAAAGUGACUACAUAGGAAGUAUGCAUAUGUAUAUUAUUUCUAGAGGCCAUCAAAAAAUCCAAAAUUUUUGCGUGAAAAAAAUGCAUACAAGUAUUGUUUUUGCAUUCAUUUGGUGGCAAGUCAUGCCUUCACUAAAGUUUUUAUCCGAAGAAAGGAUGCGUUUUGAUUUUAAAAAUGGUUGAAUAAUGUUGAACUCUACCCACCAGUGCACUUUUAUUUAGGGUUUUCAAUCUACAAGCUGGAUACUUUCCAUAUAAAGACGUACGGGGCCUCAUAAAAUGUUGCAACGGAUGCGGAUUGUAUUGUAUACUUAACCGGGUGUAUUUUUAAACAGACAUAUGCGAUACUAUUCGGAUGGACAUUGCACAGUCUUAAAAAUCCCAUAAUUGGAAACUGUUUUAGAGCGAAAAGAUACCAUUUAUUUGAGCAUAAAUCUUACCGGAUGAGUACAAAAAAUAAUGUUUUUAUGAAGGUUUUCUAUAAAAUACACUAGAAUUUAUAAGGCAUCCGAAUUCAAUAGAGGAAAUGAAUAUUACUUUUGUAAUUAUUUUUUGCCGAGAACAGUUUUUGCAGGCUGCCGAGAAAAAGUUCAUUCAAAAGCUAACAUCUCGGCGUGCCACAGAAUGAUCCAUAGUACAGCCCCAUUUAAGUACUACUUCCUGAUCGAGACUACGUGUCAGAAUUUUGACUAAUAUUUCAUGAGAUGGGUAACUGACCGAACAUCAUCACCUCUCCCCAAACCCGCCAUGCUCCAGAGACAAGACAGGGUCGGAUCGACUGGAGAUGAGGGGCACAGGAAACCCGGCCCGUGGAUCUUAACCGUUUUAAGUUUCCCUGGGAGACCCCUGUAUCUCCCGUACUUGGAGACUGUGAAGGUCACGUUUUGAAGGAUCUAUUGCAGUCUGACCUUCAGACCCGCGCAAAAUCGAGUUAUUCCUCCAGAUAGCAACUAUUCGGCUGCCAGCGCUUCGCGGAAGCCUCAAACGUGCUUGAUUUCGUUUACGACGGAAUGCCGCGAGGGUGGAUUUAUUCGUAUGAUCAGUCUCAUCCUUUUCUUCCUCUCCUAGGCACCAUUGGCUAAUCCAAGCCUACCAGCUAGCUGAUGCUGAGAUUGUAAGCAGUAAGUCCUCCGCUGAUGGUGUGCCGUAUAGAAUUAUGAUAAGACUACAGAAAUCACGUGGACCCAGCGCAGCCCAACCAAUCUGAUUCUCGUUUACAGCUAGCGCAUCAGCAAUGCGUCCCACGUGAAAGAUGAAUAAGCACACAUACAGGUUCCAAGCACGACUUUUGCACGAUCGUAUGCGCCCCUACAGUCGCCUCUUCCCUGCAUCCGCAGCCCGUUCGCCAACUCCAGACUGACAUAACUGGUAUAUGCUAGGCUACGGUGGAAGCGUGUUCAUCGAUCGAUUAGGGGACGUGAUCGUUCUGUUAUGCGCUGAGACUCAGUCUAGAGUCCACGACGGCAGUCGCAUAGUGGUCAUCAACGUAUGCGUUCGGCUCAAUGACCAAAGAUCCUGGGUACCAGCCGCACUGAACAUGGGGUUGGGUAUGGUUGCCCGAUGAUGGUUAGAAAGCUAGAACUGGCCACCUCGAUCCGCUUGGACUCUUUCGGUACUCCUUUCAAUUUAUGGCAGAAUUCCCAUUCACCACUGCCCCCGAAUUUGGUAUUUGGCGGAAAGCACUUUACCUAAUUACGAGUGACUGUGCCGAAAAUUGGUGACCCCGACGUAAAAAUGAAGAGCCAACCAACGGAGUUAAUUUAAGCCUUUCGCCAUGCAGUUGCCCUCUCGAUUUCCUGUCCCAAGCCCUCCGUGUCACCAUUUUGCCCACGGAAGAAGCGUGGUCUUCUACAUCUCGUCCAACCGAAAUGGUUGUUGCCGGCAAGUCGAUGAGUGUAAAGUGAACCCGUAAGCAGACACCACUUUCCUAGAUAUGUCACUGUCGAUAGUUAUCUCUUCCCUUUCCGGAUGCUUCUCUUUCAAUCGAUUCCAAUGAGCUCUAGGCAUUCGAGGUGCCCUGAAGUCUAUUCUGACUUUGAAGCUUUCACGACAGUAAAUUCCCAUCGACGAAUUUGUCUGAGUCUGCAUUCACUGCGCUUCAUCCACCUGCAUCUCUCCGAAGGCCGAGGCACUACUUCGUCGGCCGACUGUGUUCAGCCUGUCGACCCCUUCACUCCGUUUGACGUUUAGGAGUGAAGGGACUGGGGACAUUCACUAUUAGUCAGGAUUUUGUUCCAGGCAAAUUAUCAUACGCUGGGUAACGUUGCUUCGUUUGCGCCCGAAGUUUAUCUCUUGGCUUAGUGGACGCAACCGUCCAGAUAAACAAAGUGCGCGUAAAGGUGAACGGCCAGUCAAGUCAGCCGCUUAACCGAUACUUUAAUCAUUUUUAAUUUCAGCGAAGAGUCGGUCACGAAGCCAUGUAUGUCCGUAUCGCGCAGUGUAACCAGUGCCGAGGUUGCUUCACUUCAGAGUUUUUUUUUCGGAAUAGACGCCUUCCAUUACUGUCUCGUUUUUCACCGAUAAAAGCAACUUGGUUUUGCGACCGCGGUGGUUGGCUUACACCGCUUGACCUUGACCGCCCCGAUAGUGACACUAGUAGUGGCCGUGGUAAGGUAGCGUUGGUGCAACAGUGGUAUGCCAAAGUCAAAUGUCGUUCGUUUUCUUUGGAUGCGAGGAACGAUAGAUCAUGACACGCGGCGUACUCUGUUUCGUGCUUAGGUCUGCUGCCUCCUCCAUAUUUUGGUUGAAAUCCUAUGAUUGUAGAUUGUAGUUCUUUCUUCCUAAUGAUAACGCACUAUUGACCAUUCAAUGCGGCAUCUCGACUGCCGUGACUGACAACGCUCACCGUGUGCUUCACAGCAGGAUGAGAGCAGAGACGGUUGUUUGCGCGUGCUUUCUUUUAUGGUGGUGGACUUGCGAUGUAUCUACCGCACUCUUACCUCUUCCCCCCCCCUGGGUCCGGUUUUAAGAGAUAGUCAAGGAGGCCGGAAAUGGAGGAGGGCGUAGGGGACUGACAUGGCGAAAACCUGCACCUAGGCGUACCACCACAGCCCUCGUCUACGGGCUUAACUGACCGGCAUUUUAUACAACAGGACAAGUAAGUGAGAUGAGAUGGAUCUCAAUGGGUGCGGCCUGAGCCUGCACGUAGGCGUGCUGCCAUGGCCCGCAAUGUUGACAUUUGUUAUGGAUAUGUAUUCCAGAUAACGCCUAACGGACUCCGAUCCAGCCCCUGUGUUGGUCGUAGCCCGUUCCAGACUCAUCGUUCUAUGCUAAGACUUAAACAUGAUAGAUAACUGUAAAAUCCAUAUCAUGGUAACUGCAUCACCAUUCAGACUUAUGUCUAUGAAAGUGGAUCUUUGGUUCAUCUGGAUGAAUUUGGCAUAAAACUGAAGCUGUAGAUCAUUUGCGCACGCCAUCCAGCCCCUCAAACUAGUCCUUAUCAAGGUCAAAAGUUAACUCGUGAAGAUGGCGUCACUGACAGUGCGAUCUCAAGUUCAAAUUAACCGAUAUGUCUUACUUUGGUGCGCCGUGGACUUUUAUGCUACACUAAAGCGCAGUGAACCCUACUGCUCUAAAUCCAACCGUCAAGGAUGUCGGUUACACCCACGCCCUCUUUCCGUCUAAACUGCGGUACUUAAAUGCGGAUUUGUGGGGUGGACCUCAAAAAAAGCAAUCAUGUGACGCCUGAAAACUAAACCAUCGCCCAGGACCCGAUAGUUUAAUGCAGGUAAUUGUUGUGUUUCAAAUUGGUGGUGCACUCGGGGAGGGCACAAAUCAUUAGGGGGUCGAUGCCUUGCGACAGGGUGCCCUUGCUUCCCGAAGUGAGUUUUGACGCAUUCGAGUGAUUCUCGUGACCCACUUACGGGACACUCGGCGGCCUUCAUGAGAUUCGAACGCACGACUGCAAGGACAAGACUUGAACACAGUCAACGUUCCAAACACCUGAUUCAUGAAGCUACAGUUUGGUCGGAUACAUCGUUUAAAUCUUCCAAAAGCUAAUAAAUUAAGCGAGCCUGGUAGUUAUCUGGCGGAUUCUAAAUUGACUGCAUAGGAAAUCCAGCAUGGAUAGUCCGCUUUAUUUAACAACAUUGCUGGGUUUCAUAUGUCGCAAUAGGUUGGACGGGUAAAUUGACCCAAAUGUCAUUAAUCACACAGCCCUCGAUCGGGGCAUCAUAGCUCAGGCGGUUUGAGCGUUGGGUGUAAUCAAGCCUUGCCCUUGCUGUCGUGGGUUUGACUCCUACUGAAGUAGCUUGGUCUUUCGAGACUAGGUCAGUUGAAUUACUCACAUCCGCUCUCAGCCCAUGUUUAAGGCAGUUCCUUGUUCAAGUGAAAUUUGCCAGUGUCUAAUCAGCUGGUGGGCGACCAUUCAGGCUUCGCAAACGAAACCCGCAAGAUGACCAGUACUUUAGGGACGACGGUCGGGUGUGUCUAUUUAUGUCCGUCUCUUUCCAAGGCUAUUCAAUUCACUAUCCGCGUCCUGCCCGGGGGAGGAGUGUGGGGUUCUGGUGAAUCGUCGACUCCGGCCACGGUACGACUAACGCGACCUGUGUCCCCGUUUUCGGACCUCGAGCUCGUCUCCUCGGUGAAGUUGCCCAUCACUAGGCUGUGUUCAUAAAGCCGCGAACUCUUGGCGUAGCCGGAUGUGUCAGUUCAUCGAGUGGUCGUUCUACAGCCAGACCCUCCGUAGCUGUCCACAGCAUGGUCGCGGCUUUCCCUCGUUGAACAAUGUUUCCCCUGGGCUCCCAGAGGCCCGCUGACAGCGGAACACAAAAUCACCUCGUCGCCAGCAGUCCUCUACUCAUUGACCUCACACUUUCAAUCUCUGAGAAAGACAAAAUGCCUAACACCAGAAUGGUCACGGCGAACCCUUAGGCACGCUGUUGCAUCAUGCGAAGGCACAGAAUCGGCGAAACUCAUGCCAGUGCUGGGAGCGUGACAAAUCACUAUUUGGCGAGGUUCGGUUCUGCAGCCCCACUUUUUGAUACCAUAUGGUUGGCUACUAAAACAAUUUUAGUAGGCGCGGUUACAGUGACUUCACAUAUUUCACGUGUUUGCGCCUUCCUUACUAUUUUAAUCCAGCGAGUGGCUGUGCCACAGGGGAGGGGUUUUUUUAUACGCCUGUCGCGGCUACGACAGGUAUCAGUACACACGCGCUUCCCUGCGCGUGCUUCGAUCCCUGCUUGCGCCCUCUCUAUUAUCUCAAUCCAGCGAGUGGCUAAGUAGGCUCCCUAAUCUAAUCGUCCCGGUGGUAUGGAACUCCAUCGGUUCCGCUAUAGCGUCCACGCACUGCGAAGUAGCGCGUGGGCCCCGUUAUGGCCUUCCAGUUGUGAUUGCAUCCUUCUUAUCCUCUUAAUCCAGCGAGUGGCUGUUUCGGGGGGAGAGUGUGUACACGCCACCUUCGGUUAUACCAAACAUCGGUUCAUAUGCACCUCCCUGCGCGUGUUUCCAGCUCCGCUUGUUCUCUCUUUCUCUUCCUAAUUCAGCGAGUGGCUAAGUUAGGUAUGUUAACAAAACUUGCUUUAGGAAGCUAACCAUUCAAGGAAUGAUCGAUCUCAUGAAAUGUUGGCUGAAAUUCUGAACUGCGUCUUCGAUUAGGGAGGAUUACCUAGGCGCGGUUGUAAUACUGAUUAUCUUGCGGCAUAAUCUUAUAAUAUUUUGGACUCCAAAGGAUGCCAGCUUUAAAAUACACUUCUUUUUACUCGCCUGUAGAAACUGCACUCGGCAAAAAAUGACUACUUAAGUGGCAUGCAUUUUUCCCCAUUGAUUUUCGUUGGCCGUGCAAAUUCAAGUAUAUGCUAUAGAAACCAUAAACAAAAAUAUGCUUUUUCUUAGUUAUUUGAUAGGGAACUACAUCUUCUCUAUAGUUUAUACUCGAAGAAGGAGUAUAAUUAGAUUUUGAAAGACUUUUCUAAUCGCCAAAUAAUUUGGAACCUGGUCAUUUUUUGCACUAGCGCUCAGCGAUUUCAGUCUACAAGGUGCAUGCGUUCCGCGUAAAGAAAAUCACGUAUUUUCCUAUGCCCUUAUAAAGAUAUCAAACAGAGUCCAUUAAAUUUUGCAAUGAAUGCGCACUAUGUUGUACAUUUCAUGAGGAGUUGUGGUAAGCGGACAGGUACGAUGCUGUCUGAAUGGACAUUACGCGGCCUUAAAUAAUCUCAUAAUUAGAGACUUUUUAAAACCUAAUUAUACUCCUUCGUCGAGUAUAAAAUAUAAAGAUGACAUAACUAUCUAUCAAACGACUACUGCCUGUUAGCAGAAGGUGAAUAUUUCACGAUUCUUACGCUAUGACUGAUAAAUUUCUACCCAAAUAUUCACAUAAACUCUUGGAUUUCACGUUAGACGGUUUGUGCUGAAAACCGUACUCCAAUAUGUCCCUCAAAUUCUCGUGUAACUUAAAAAACCUGGCAAAAGUCAUAAUUCUCUCCGCAAUGUUAGGCAUGGGCGGACAUCCGUCAAAUCUCUCUCUACUCCGUCCCUUGUGAUUGGUCGUUUUCUUGCAUUUUACUACUCUGCCACGGCAUUUUAUUGCACAGACUUUAUGAUGACUAAUCCGGAACGUAUGGUGAUCGAUUUUGAUUUCUUUAAAAUUGUUAUAAAUCCAGCUUAUUCAGAAUGAACUAUUUUUUCCUUAAAAUCACCAGCUUUCAUCCUCUCUACGUACUCGGCUGCGCUAACCGAGAUCGGCAAAUCAGAGCAGUCCUUCGUUUCGGAAGCACAAAAUGGAAUUUUGACAACUCUGAAUACCUUUAUUAAAAAGCAGUGGCCAGAAAUUCAGGUUAGUCAAAUGACUGAGAUUUAACCCACAUGUCUUUUCAAUUAUCUUCCGAAAAACGCUUUACCUGGAGUGCAACACUGUGUUUGACAUACCCAGAGCAGGUGCUUUAAUGUCGCGUUAAGCACUGUUCGGAACCGGUAUAAAGAAUGAUCCCACUUAACUGUCCGUAGACUGCGGAUCGUGCCAUAAGUGAUGUAUGAUAAAGGGAGUUUUAUCAGUGGGGCAGCACGCUAGACAGUAAGCGGACAAAAUGAAAGAAAACACAGCAAUUGCCUGGAUUUAUACCGAAAGUAUUAUCCUACGCCAUUGUACAACAACGGGAAUGAGAGUAGUUAUUAAACAAUAAACAAAAAGUAAAUUUUACAAAAUAAGGAAUUUUGAGUUAAGGUGUGAGAUCAUGGGAAGUAAUCGUUGUUGACAGCAUAAUUCCUGCGACCGCCUGCAAAUGUAUGCCAAGAUACAACCCCAUAUGACACGAUCCACAGUCCGCUGACAGUUAAGUGGGGUCCUUCUCUAUACCGUCGCCUAUUUUUUGUUGUAAAGUACGUCUCUCCUAGAUGUUCGACUGGAGAGUAGGGUAAAUUCCGGUUUAAUAAGUUUAUCUGCAUCAUACCUGUCCGGGAAUCGGUUUUCACCUAUGAACAUGCUUCCCACUGACAUUAGAGGCGUAUGAUCGGUGUCUAUGAGUAAGGGAAAGGGGCGUGUGGAACAACUCUGUGUGCGAUGUAUGGGCUGGGGAUGAGGUGUUUUGAUGGUUUGGGUUUGGGUUGGUAAUUGGGCGGAACGCCCUCUGAAGGGUGGCGUCCAGGCCAGGUUCAGGGCUGCGUGUCACCCGUCUAGGUCUUAAGGAUUGUGAGCGUCUGCUAUGGCCCUCGCAGCCCGGUGUGCCCGGCAGCUGGUUCCCUGUAGGUGGAUGCGCCUGCACUCCCAGUCUUCCUCCUCUCUCUGACCCAUCUAUUUUGUUGUUGGUUAAAAUCCUGAUCAAGCGGUUAACCCCGCACCUGUCUUUACGCAAUCGUUAUUGGCAGGGUAGUUUCUGCAACAGCCUGCAAAUGUAUGCCAAGAUAAAACUCCAUAUGACACCAUCCACAGUCUACUGACAGUUAAGUGGGAUCCUCUUCUAUAUACCGCUGCCCACUGUUCCUGUCAGCACAGUCUCGGGGCAAAAGCUGUUUUCCUGACAGAUCGGCGUAUUUCUCGCCAACAUCAAGUAGACGCGCUUACAUCUAUCAGGACAUGCUAUCACUCGCGGUUUCGAAGAUUGCCAACCGACGGAGUAAUUCCGUCUUUGUCAAAACUGGAAGUCAGGCCGUGAUGACACCUCCUUUCUACGAUCUUUAUAGCAUCCCCGCCUAUGCGAUAUCAAAGUCCUUCAAAAUGUAGCUCGGUGCAUGUAUAUUAGGAACGAGUUCAUGUGUGGCUCGUAUAAACAGGUGAGUUCCAGAAAGCAGUUCAGAAGAAAAAGUGGAAUCAUUGGAAAAAGAAGUUUAUUGGCCUGACGUUUCGUAUUCUCACUCGAACCCCUCAUCGGAAACAGUCGUAGGUAAAGGUAAUGGACGCACAAGGACUGCAGCACUUACAGUAUGUAGUCGCGGUGGAGCCACGGGCAUACCAUAAUGUGGCUCGUCAGUCGCGUCCCAGUCGUUAAUUGCCGAAAUUUCAUCAUCCGUUUUGGAUGUGGGCGUGUUGAUUACUCGUCAAUUUGGUCCGCCGUUACUGGGAUUACUGUUCGCCAGCGCCCUCACCACGUGACUGAUUUCCCUGUCCUAGGGUUGUCUCAGCACCGAAUAUGGUAAUGGGAGGUCAUUAGGUUUGUUGAUGGAUUGCGAGCCUGAGAAACACGACUCGAACAGCUCGCAGCUCACGAGGUUAUCAGGUCAUCCGAGGAUUUCAGUCUCUUGUGGUGGCCUUAAAACCGAAGUGUUCAUGAAAGCGACAAAUACGACGUAGGAACUGAACUUCAACGGUAGCCAAUCACAAACGCAGUUGCUUAAGGACGCUCUGCAGGCAGGUUGAGACGCUAACAGUGAAACGGAAGACAAGAUUGCUGAAUUACAACACCUUCGACGGGUACUACGAACUAAUCUUAACACUGGUCGUUUUAGUAAUCGCAUCUUCUUCUUUUGAACUGCGUGCAAUCUCUGUACUGGUCGUUGGUCCGGGCGCGAACAGUCGACGGGUGCACGAGAGAGGGAACAGGGAGUGAGGCAUCACGGGGUUAUCCAUGUCCGUAAUAAAUCACUGCAUUCGCGACUGAAAUACGUCAGACUCGCAUUUCAAUGUGAAGAACCACGUCCUUCUUGCGUAAUUUAGGUAGGCAUGUAAUUCAGCGAGUUCGAAUCGGAUCAUUCGGUGCUCAGGCUACUGUACGUGUUGUUAUCAAGCUUCUGGGGUUGAGACUAGAGCCAUGGGAUUUGUGCGGGUGAGGGUUUGGAGGGAGCAAGAGGCUAAGAGGACACUGACGUGCUGCAUAAGGUUUUUACCGCCGUUCAGACAAUUUUAGGGCUGCCGUUUGGUUUGAAUUCCAUUCAUGGGUUUAUGGCUAGGUUCGGGAUGAAAGUCUGGGAUUAGAGUUAUAAUAAGGAUUAGCUAGUUUUAGGGAUAGGUUUAGUUUUAGAGAUGGGAUUUGGGCCAGUUUAAGGGUUAGGGUUAGUUUUUGGCUUACGGUUACGUUUUGGGAUCGUGAUUUUAACAUACGCCUAGGGUAACUACCUACGCAUUUCGGCGUUGGGUUGGCUUUCAAAUUUUCAAGAGGGAGGUUGGCCUUAACGAUCGCUUUUUUGCUUUCAAUUACGUCCGGUUUUUGCUUGGCUUUCAGGAAGUUUUGCUUUUCCAGAAAAAAACAAGAUUUGCAUAAUUUGGGAGCAUUUUUAGCCUUCUCCUAGUUUACAGUUCGCUAAAACCUACUGCGGCGGCCGAUGACGUCGAGGCUGGCAUACACGCGGUCAAAUUGACCACCUAGGGUGCAGUAGGUUGGCUAACUCAUGAAAUGUCAACCGAAAUUCCGAAACGCGUUUUCGUUUCGAAAUGAUUAAUUAAGUAGGGUUGUAAAACUAGUCAGCCUGCAGCAUAAUUCUCUAAUAAUUCAGUUACCACAGGAUGCCGGCUUUCGAAUGAAUUUCCAUCCGACUACGUGCAAAAACUACACUCUGUAAAAAGUGACUACCAAUGUAGCAUGAAUUUUUAUCAUUGAUGUUCUAUGCCCCUAGGAGUCCAUUUAUAUUUCAUGGAAAGCAUGCAUAAAAAUAUUCAUUUUUUGAUCAUUCGGUAGAAACGUACGUCUUCUUUGAAGUUUUUACUCGAAGGACUGGCAUAAUUAGGUUUUAAAAGAGGUAUUAAUUGUGGGACUUUUAAAUACUGUGAAAUGGCCGUUAAUAGAUCGUCAUGUCUCUGCAUUUACCCAUGUGGCUUGUAAAGUUAACAAUAUGGAUCAAAUCCACUGCUAAAUUUUAUGAAACCUAUAUGAUCCCCCUUUAUUACCGUAGAGAAAUGUAUGGUUUUCCGUACGCGGAAAAUAUACAGCUUGUAAUUUAGAAACCCUGAAUUCAAGUGUGACGGUAGAGCGGGUUCAAAAUUAUCCGAGAAACCGUAUGGGGUUCAUAAAAUUAAGCAGUGUAUUUGACCCAUAUUGUUAACAUUACAAGCCACAAUGGUAAAUGCAGAAAUAUGACUAUUUAUUAAAGGGCAUUUCACAAUAUUUAAAAGUCCCACAAUUAAUAACUCUUUUAAAACCCAAUUAUGUCCGUCCUUCGAUUAUAAACUCCAAAUAAGACGUAAGUUUCUACCGAAUGAUCAAAAAAUGAAUAUUUUUAUGCAUGCUUUCCAUGAAAUAUAAAUGGACUCCUAGGGGCAUAGAACAUCAAUGAUAAAAAUUCAUGCUACAUUGGUAGUCACUUUUUACAGAGUGUAGUUUUUGCACGUAGUCGGAUGGAAAUUCAUUCGAAAUCCGGCAUCCUGUGGUAACUGAAUUAUUAGAGAAUUAUGCUGCAGGCUGACUAGAUUUACAACCCUACUUAAUUAAUCAUUUCGAAACGAAAGCGCGUUUCGGAAUUUCGGUUGACAUUUCAUGAGUUAGCCAACCUACUGUAGCUUCCGGCUUAUGUAACACUGGGCAGAGCUGUUAGACACCACAUAAGCCAAGCAUAUAGAAAUGGAAUGAGAAAAGAGGUUUCCAGUAUAUGAUACCUAUAUCACGAUAACAAAUGUAUAGAGUGGAAAAAGUGGAAGAUAAUGAAUACGAGACAAAUAGAUAGGUACUGUACAAAUGAUCCAUUUGGAGUGGGUGGUGAUCACGUCAUAUGAGUUACAGGACAGUAGGGAUUGCAACGCUGUCGGCAACUGCUGGUACGGGCUGGCGAGAGUGCGGACAAUAAGAGAGAUGAGAUACGGACAGACGGCGGGAGCGAGGGGAGCGGUGUCAGCGGUAGAAAACGGAGGAACACCGGCCAUUUUCACUGGUAGACGAUCACACCGUACCCAUCCGGGAUCCGCGCCAAAGUGACCUCAGCUCUUUCAAACAACUCUGCUUGACUUGUAGUCUGUUACAACAAUGCUUUUUGAAUUUCGCGCCACUUUUAUAAACUAAAUUGGAGGAUUUAGACAAACUUUUUGCUUAUUUAUUGCUUUGUAACUUUUAACCACUUACAAAAUUCCUGCUUACUACUGUCCUCCCUAAAAGGAGGCAUUCCGUGGUGGUUUAUCGAUUGGUUCUUCUUACACGAUUCCUACCUUUGCAGUGUGCAUGGUUACCAAAUAACGGGAUUACUCGGCUCUUUCCAGGAUGGUAACGGCUUCUUCCGUAUAUGGUUCUCUCACCCAUGUGAGAUCUGCGUCGUUAUUAUUGUAGUUUGGUACAUAUGAAGCAAGCACCAUUUCAAAGUGUGCGACAGGCGUAGACGGUCCGUUUAUUUUUGCUGCCCGCGUCCACUCCCGACUGUAUUGCUUCUGUUUAAUCGUUGUGACAAGGUUGUUGAGGGAAGAGAGCGUGCAAUAGGGGCUGUGAAAGUCCAACUUACAGUAGGUGGGCUAACUCAUGAAAUGUCAGCCGAAAUUUCGAAAUUUGUGCUCGUUUCGAAAAGAAAAUUAAGUAGAGUUGUAAAACCGAUUUUGCGGCAUAAUUCUAUAAUAAUCCAGUUACCUCAGGGUGUCGGCUUUCGAAUGAACUUCUUUCCAACUAUAUGCAAGAACUAUACUCGGCAAAACGACUACGUAAGUAGCAUGCGAUUUUCUGAUAGAUUUUCGAUGCCCUUAAAAAUUCGAUUUUAUUUCGCAGAAAAAAUGCAUAAAAAUAUUCGCUCUUUUGCUCAUUCAGUAGAAAAUUACGUCUUCUUCCGAUUUUAUGCCCAAAGGAAGGCUAUGAUUCGGUUUUCAAAAACGUUUCGAAUUCCCGAAUAAUUUUCAACCCGACCUGCCGUUACACUUGCAUUCAGGGUUUCCAAACUACAAGCCGUAUAUUUUCUGCGUAUGGAAAACCAUACAUUUCUCCACUGUAUUAAGAGAAGAUCAUGUGACUUUCAUAAAAUUUAACAGUGGGUUUGAGCCAUAUUGUUAACUUUACAAGCCACAUUAGUAAAUGCAGGGACAUGACGUUUUUAUGAAUGGCCAUUUCACGGUAUAAAAAAAUCGCACAAUUAGUAACUUUUUUAAAAUCAAAUUAUGCCCUUUCUUUGAGUAUAAAAUUGGAAAAAGAAGCCAUUUCCUAUGGAAUGAGCAACAAACAGCAUAUAUUUUAUGCAUUUUUUUUUCAUGAAAUAUAAUUGAAUUUUUAAGGACAUCGAAAAUCAUUGAGAAAUCGCAUGUUACUUAAGUAGUCAUUUCUACAGACUGUGUUUUUUUGCAUGCAGCCAGGAAAAAGUUUGUUCGAAAGCCGGCAUCUUGUGGUGACUGAAUUAUUAUAGGGUUAUGCUGCAAAAAGAUCAGUUUUACAGCCCUACCUAGCUAAUCUUUUCGAGACGGGAACGAAUUUCGAAAUGUCGGCUGACUGCAUGAGUUAGCCCACCUACUGUACUACUAGCUAAUUCACGCGCAAGCUCCUGCUCUAGGGCUCCCCUCAUAAGACAUACGUGAACGUCAUGGUCCACGACAGUGGAAGCAUUGUGUCCCCUAUUCCGUGGAAUCCGUUUUUGUGCUCCAGCGAUCGUAUCUCCUUCUCAUACAAUUGCGACGUUUAGUUUCUUUUGGUGGUCGCAUUCCAGUAUCGCGGCUAGGAAUUGACCGCAUUAAAGGGUCUGCUGAAAGGCCCCACGUGCUCUCCGAUAAACUCCCACUGAGCCACUACAAACGUUACCCCAGCCAGUAUACUGCUGUAGAUCUGUGUAUUCGAACCUUUUCAUGAUCCGAAGGGAACCGCAAUUUAGUACUUCACAAAAUUUAUCUCACUGAGACAGAUCAUCCGCUCAGUCCAAAAUUAGCUUAACCUCAUAUUCAAAGACAGGAGAAUGUAAAUCUAGUCUGGCAGUUAACAGUCAUGACUACAGUAACUCAGUAGGUGGGUGCACGCGACCGAAGUCGGAAUGCCAGCAAUCAGAUCGCAUUUUGCGGGUAGAGUUUUCUGCUUUCAUGGCCCCCAUAUUUCCCCAUACCCUGCCUCGACAAGCAAACGUUCUGGCCUGCUCUUAAGCCCUUGCACUUUCUAACCUCUUCGGUUUCAGAAAGAAAGACGAACCCUGGAAGACAUGCGUCUAGACUACGCUUCUCUGCGGAAGAAAUUGGAACAUGCAGAAGAUGAGGAAACAAAAAAGGCGGUAAGUUUCUUGAAUUUUCUGUUUGCCUGUAUUUUUGGUAAAUCGGGGAAAGCUUCAUGUUUAUGAUUUGAGCAACAGGAUAUUGUUGUUUGUUACUUUGCUCAAGAUAUACUGUUGCGGUGGCAGUUAAAGUGGUUUACUGUGUGCUCUGAAUGCUGGUAGACAGAACAAAGUAGGAGAAGACGAAGAGGACAUCCUCGCCCAUAUUGUUUCUCUGUAAAAUUGAAUGCAAAAGGUUGGUUUCAGUACUGUGGGGCAUCCUCAGCUUAGGAGUUUUAGUUUUGUGAGCACAGUAACAUUUUUAAAGACUGAUAUUUUGCAGUGAAGUGCGUACUUUGGGACUGGAAUGGCCAUAUCCGGCUUGUUAGCCAUCGUCAGCCAGCCAUACCCAACCCCGAAGUGUGGGACACCUGGGGCUCGAUUCUGCGAUCUGUUUGUCAGAAGUCCAACGCCUCUAAUCACUGAGCCACAGGCUCGUUGUCCAGUAGGUGAGCGUCCUUCUACCUAUAAGACAACGAGUCCGGGCCUUGGCGGUCAGGGGACAUCGGACUUCUGACCAACAGGUUGUUGGAUCGAGUCCCAGAUGUUCCACACCUCGGGGCUGGGUAACACUGGCCGCCGACGGCUGAUAAGUCAGAAAUGGCCAGUUCAGUCUCCAUCGUCUUUGUCAGUAAUGUUACUCCGCACUAAUCGCAAUAUUUCUGGAGCUUAACCGUGCCGCCGUGGAGCUGCUGGCUGGGCUCGAGAGAGAGUAAGAGAGCCGCAAGGCACAGCGGGACGAGUGAGUUUCGUAACAAGAUCGGUGAGCGCUCCUCUACCAUUCAAGGGCUGCUUUACGGCACUCUUCAACCGACUUAAUUUUUGGCCUUUUAGCUGACGGAAAAACUCGAAGCUGCAAAACGCUCUUUUGAUGCUCAACUCUGCAGCACGAAAUUGGUGCUGGAACACAUUUCUACUGCUCAGGUGCGUCUACUUGCAUUUUUUCACGUUUGGUGCCAUAAAAUACUAAUAAACAUGGAUAUUUGAUUUCUCCGCUCAACUUGGGAGCUACUGGAAGCCGGUCAAGAGGUAGUCCUCUUUCACUAAGACAGCCCAAAAACCAACGACAGGACAGUCUCAUUGGCUAAUAUGACGAAGAAGAGUCAUGUCAAAAUUUGUCAGCCGGAAAAUCAGGCGACAGAAAUCGGACAAAAGUCUAAGACGAGGAAAUGUCGAGAAGGGUGUGCAAAUUUGGAAUGAAAUUAAGUUAGCCGUUACCAUUGAAAAUAUUGCAUCUUCGAUGAUGUGUCGUUUAAUCUGGUACCCGACAUCUUAGUCAGUGCAUUCUUUUAGUACUGAUCGUAUCAUCAGCUUUGUUUGGAGCCUAAAACACAACAAGGUAAAGGAGGAAAUGUCAUGCUAACACAAUCGAAUGGCUACCCUUCAGAUGACGUCCACCACAACCGCAGGCCCAAUUAUUUGUGUCUCAGCUGAGAAUAACAGACAGUCACUAAGCCAGGUGGAUAGGUCCAAUCACAAUUUUUUUUGAGAAGCUCUCUGGGCGGAAUGUGGUCCAACUUUUGCACUUGGCACAACGCUUGACUUAAACAUCAGGUGAUCCUCGGAUCACGUUGCGCUGCCUCUGACCUUGAAACGUUGCUGGCUGACGCGAUAGCUGCGACUCACGCAGGACUGGAAGCCAGACUCCAAUGGUUCCUUUUUGCCAUACAGACUUUGUGGCACCCAGGUUGUGUGGGAUCCGAGCUCCCCCCCCCCCCUCCGUUGCAUGUACAGGAGCGGUAAGGAUCGGGUUAAGGCCCCCAAACAUCGAUGUCAUACAAAGAAUACCUACUUAUUGAAGUGGAUUUAGGUCCGACAUGAUUAUUUCGGUUUAGUCUUUCAUCGUACAAGGUUGGGUCGUCUGUUUUCGAUGGUUUAGUGCAUUAUCUACAAUGCUCUCAGCUCAGAGGGUUGAGAAGCGAUCGUUGUAGACACCUAAUGUUUAUUUUUUAAUUGUUCUGCUUAAUUUUGGUUGCUACAUGUCGACGCAUUAAAACUUUUCCGACCGAAAAACAAAUUUACCAAUUAUCUAUACUAAUUUUUCCAUUUCUCUAUGCGUACAUAGGCCCCGCCCGUAAAAUCUCUAUUACCACAUUGUCCGUAAGACAGGCACCUUUGGCUGAUCGUGUGUGUUUGGGGGCCUUCUCCUGAUCAUUGCCACUUGCGCGCGAAUUAGUUUAUAGUGACAGUAGACUUGCGCAGCAUCUACCGCACUCUCUCUUCCCCACUCCCUACCUGGACCCGGUGUCAAGACAGAGGCAAGAAGACCGGAGGCGGGGAAGGGUGCAGAUGGCUGACGCGGCCGGACCCGCACCUGGGCGUGCCAACACACCCCCUGAUCCGCGACAUACACUUGACCAGUAUUUUUCACCAACAACGGCAACAACAACAACGCCCCAACAGGAGUCAAAAGGACGACACAUCACCGACCUCUGCGUCGUCGGGCUAAUGAUGGUCUCUAUCGCUGCAGACGGGCGAUUUAUCGCCUUAAUGAAUCAGAUAAACUUUAUGACAGUUCGAGCGUCGCAUCCGACGAUGUUGUCCGUGUGCCCCACAGCAAACUGAAACAGGCACGAUGACUUGCGUGUGAAUUAGUUUAUGGUGGGUGUAGGCUUGCGCGGCAUAUAUCACACUCUCAUCUCCUCCUCCUCCUCCUCCUCCUCCUCGUCCUCCUCCACCUGAGUCCGGUGUCAAGACAGAGUCAAGAAGACCGGAUGCAGGGGAGGGUGCAGGUGGAUGGCGCCGCCGAGUCAGCACCUUGGCGCUCCACUCUACACUCCCUGGUCCCCAACCAACACUUGACCAGGGUUUUAGCCAACAACACCACGACGGGUCAGAAGUAGAAGGACGACUGAGCGGCCAUGCCCACCACCUGUAUGCCCUGUGGGAGCGCAAGCGCAUCUACCGGCCGGGGACCAGAUGCAAGAGAAUUGCCGGGGCACGCCAGACUGCGAAGGCCAUGGUUUGCUGAUCCUGACAUAGUAGACGCUCACAAACUUUAUGCAAGAUAAUCCACUACCUGCGCACACAGAAGGUUCAGAUCUAGGUUCGAGCAGAGGGGAGGGGGAGUGUAAUGCAGGGUGCCAACCAAUCAGGUGCUUUGGUGGUGGCUUGGUUGUUCGUUUGGGAUGGACGGUUGUGCUGUUGAUCCGAAAUAGUAACUUUGGUUUUCUUCGACAUAAACUGUUAGGUAUGGUCUCCCUGUUGAUUGCACAUUGUCUAAGUGCUCAGAGCAGCUUUUCAUUAAGCAUACGCAGUGUUAGUUUCACCCAACGGUCCGAACCACCGGGAACGUUUUAUGCUACAAGCAGAACACAAACUUUCACAGCUCCGCUUAACUCGCUGUUUAGAAAGAACCGACAUGGCGCAUGGGCAUAUCUGUUGCCUGUGAGAUGUUACGACAUAAAAAGUUUUCUUGACCACCCAUUUUACUGGAAAAAUUCCUCAACUAGCUUGCUUUAUGAUAGUGUGCUUCUAAUGGUGUUUAUCGUUGCUUUUUCACUUCCUGAAAAGAUACAGGCAUCGCUGGCCCAAAGUCUCAAGCAGCUUGCAGCCGAUCAGGUGAAACACAAUGAAUACUGCCUCAACGUGUUGCACAACCUUGCGGAGGCUCUGGGACCUCCCAACCCGUCUGAUGUCUGGUGGGUUCAGCAGUUUUCGGUGUUUCACCCUCCAUGGUCUUUGUUCUAACACUUUACACCUUUUUUCACGAUGACAGUCUACCUGCUAUGGUGGUGACCAGAUUAGCACAUGCUUUGUGAUUCCCAAACGUACAGGAGAUUUCACUCUUCGCUCAACUUCCAAAGUCAUCAUUGCUGACGAUCUCGUCAGCAUAGACGAAAAAGCAAGUUUCAGUUACUAACGAGGACAACGUGCGUGCCGUCGAUGGAAUAAGGCUUUAUUGGGUAGUGGUUUCGGAUUCACACCCGAACCCCUCAUCAGAGACAGACACCAGGAUAGGUAGCCAAAUACUGGGAUUCCAGCGUUCUUAUUAAGCGGUUACCAUGUGGCCGCACGUUUUCUGAUUGUCAGACCACGUUCCAGCCACUAAUGACGGGCAUUCAUGGCAGUUUUUUUAAUGGGCACAAUUAAUUGGCCGGCUAAAUCCUAGUCGUUAAAUACUACGUCUUUGUCAACAGCAUUUAGUGAAAAUAUGCUACUUGGUAUCGUCUCGCGGCGCAGUGUUAAUUAAUUCAGAGAUUAUGAACACUUUAUUUGAAAGGAGGUCAGCGAACUCGGUGGUUGAGCGUACAUCAGAGGAUCGGGGCACAAGAAACCCUCGACUCAUGCAAUUAGCCUUUCGUGCCAGGGUCCCGACGUCACCUAGCUUGAAGAUGUGGCCGAAUCACGCCGAGAGAGCAACGACUUAGAAAUUAACGUCAUUUAUCCUCACUGUUAAUGCAUGUUCAGCUAUCCGCGUCCACGUCAGUUUUCCUGUUUUUACAACCCAGUUGUUCUGUCCCAAGUGCACAUGAUUCGGUAAACCACUACAGGUGCCUCCUGACAUGACAGUAGACCUCCCGGUCUUGUCAUGUGGUAGUUCGUUAAUCAAGCAACGUGUGGCCAAAUCACAAUUGCAGCCCGUUGGGUCUUUCUAUCUCUCGCCUUCUCAUCUUUCCUCGUAUAAUGAGUCUGAUUACGAGUCUGCAACUAUAGACCAUUCGAACCCGCAUUCCAGCAAUCAAGGAAACCUCUAAAAACUGCUUUCUUUCAUGAUGACGUAGCGAGUUGUGAGAACUCCUUUAAAAUACCUAACUAUCUGUAUGAACCUUGAUGUAUUGGCUUCCAAGGGUCUUUCGAAAAUCUAUUUGGUUGCACGGAAGCGAAGUAUUGUCAAGGACAAAGGGGUGGAUAGCCAUUUCUGGUUUGCCCGGCGUCGUCAGCUAAACAAAGCAGCGAAGAUCAGCGGAUUCGACUAUUCACUGAACAAAAAUCGUUACCUCCGCAAGUCUGGUUGACGCCCUAUCGCUCUUACUGUCGAUCAUGCUUAUAUUCGCAAGUGAGUAGUUAACAGCGAUUUUACUCGACUACGAGAAGACGAAAGCGGGCAUUUUACCUUACUUCAGAGACCUGGAGGACAGCAAGCGUUCAAGAGGCAAAAAUCGAUAAUCGAUUGGUAGGAACGGUUGGUAUGCUCUGGCGUAUUUGCUGUCGCUAGUUGAACGUGCCGCAAUACAAGGCAGGAGCAGACUUGGCGCUGGGUAAAUUGGUCGUCUAUCGAGGCGUGCUGUGACACCGGAGUCACGGUAUUUUCACCCCGGUGGCUGUCACCGACAGCAAUCUACGUCACGUGAUUGCGGUGCUAAGCCCCGGCCGUACCGUUUGGCCUUGGAGUUUAGGUCGCGUGUCCUGGAGAGCACUUUAACAGUAUCGAAAAGACAACCACGGAGGGGUGACUUUGCGUUUCCUCGACCGUGGGUGACAGGCCGAGACCUAAUGGCUCAACGGUGGAGCACUUUCCCAGGGCUUGCUGCCAGGUCCUGUGUGAUCACUUCACCUGGCAUAACGGCCAUGUUUGGUCUCGUUGCUGGAGUAGACUGAUGAACGCAACGCACAUGUGAAACGAUCGAAUGGUACGAGCCGGGUUUCCGUACCGUAAUCAACAGGUGAAUGUCCCUUUUACACUAAUUCAUAUUUCCCCCCCUUUAAACGACAGUGUGGAGCCUAAUGUUGCGUAAUGUACGAUGGCCACAGCACGAGCACCAGCAAAAGGCUAAUCUUCUCUUGCGUGGCGCAGCUGCGAUGCUUUUGGCUCGUAAAAAGGGUCACCAGUAACCUCCAUUUGCUUUCAUGUAUACUCUUUAGCUUCAAAAUGUAUGCUUAGAGCAGAGAUUGAAGCACUUGCCUGGCUUUUUGCUGGCACUCGUGUUGUCAGUAUGAUGAAUCACGUGACACUGGUUUACCGCUCAUAACCCAUUGGCAGUUUGUGAUUAUUACUCAGUCGGUUCCGAACUGAGCCUGAGAAGCAUUCGUAACAAAAACUUUUUUUCAGUUUCGCAAACCAAUUCCUAAAGAAAUUAAAAAGCUGAAGUAUGACUUAUUUGUGGUGCGAAAUCAGAUAUUGCUAGGACAAGACUGUGCUAAAUUGCAGUUUUACUGUCGUUUACGUAACAAUCCGAUUACUUUAGUAGGUUCAACACUCGAAUUGUGUGGAUUCGCACUUUGUAAAAUGUGUAGAAUCGCUUGUACUGCUUAAGAAGGUACUUACGAAGAUGCGAUUUUAAAUCUGGCCUUGUAUGAAGCUUUGACAGUCAGUCGCUUUACCUCCCUCCGACUGAAUUUACAGUAAACUCAAAAAGCUUCUGUAAAAACAGGAAGCAAACCACUCUGAGAAGUCCUUCGUAUAAUGAAACAAAUUGCACAUCACCCUUUUCCAUCGGGCAUGCGUUUUCAGCAUGCGCAAAUGACGAUUUUGAGUGCAUUUACUUGUGGCCGAUUUCAUUCAUUCAUCCAUCCCUUUAAUGUCCGACUUUUAUCAGCUCAUUGUUUGCCUUUCAGACCCUAAACUACGCUCUCCAACGUCUUAUCAUUCAAUGAUCUCAUUCUUCCAAUUUGCAUUCAGACGUCCUUUCGGAUUUGGUGUUAUUUCCUGUCGAGUUGCACACACACACAAACACACGCACCUCGACUCCCCCACCUUCCACAUUGUCGUUGUAUCGUACGACAGGCGAAGUCAGUAUAUUGUCCAUGGUUAGGCCAUUUAUUCUGGCAAUGGCUUUCAACAUGUCCCACACAGUCACAUCAAAACCCCCCUCACCUGUGGUCGGUUUUUAAAAAAUAAUUUUGUCCCUUGCCUUCAAAUACACUCGUGCCAAGACAACGUGUUCUUUAAAGCCAUGCAUUCAAGUGAACUCUAGAUAUUGCAUUUUCGAACCUCACUAGUGCAUGGCGGGUGAGCAGAGGUCGAUACGAAUCCACGCGGUCCUUCUUCGGGGCAAUAAUUCUUACUCGUUGGAGUUUAUAAGGAGGCGCUAAUGGUCGUGACUUCGAGGGCAGUCAACGGAGACGAUGACUCGAUCCUGCUCAAAACUAUAGGUCUAGCUGUGACCCCUGUGGCAAUUCUCACUGACGUCAGCUCCGAAUCAGGAAUACUCAGUGUCUGGGUGUGCACGUGUCUGUGUGACGUUGGCAUUUGGGAACAUUUUGCAAGUCCAGCCACCGCGGCUGUGUCCAAUCUCCAGUUGUGAAUCAGUCAGUAUUUAUGUACUGCUGACUGAUUACCCCCUAAAAAGGGUCACGCUGUGGAUACAAUGGACCAAUACAGCGCCCAGAUCGUUACUGGCAAUGCCCAGCCAAAUCAAACGCCAUCAUCGGGGGUGUGGCGGCAUGUUCAGUUGUUGGUUCACUCCGGGCCAUUUGAUAUCCGAGCGGCCCCUUCCAUUUGUGUUGUGGUAAAAUAUUUCCAAUAGAAGCGAAGAGACGAGUCCCAGGAAGCAAUCUUAAAGAAGGAGACACGAUCGCUGGGACAAGUUCUUUAUUAGCCUGACGUUUCGGAUUCCUACUCGAACCCAUCAUCAGAGAGAAUAGCAGAUACGGGGGGUACAGGCACAAGGGACUGCAGUAUUUAUAGGAUGCAGUCGCCAUGCUACCGCAUACCUAUGAACAUUCACGGUUCCCCCCUUCAUCCGGGAUCGUCGCACUUGGUGUGAUAGCCGACAUUCGCGUCGUUAACUGCUGCAAUUUCAUCACGUGCGUUGGAUGUUGGUGUGAUGAUUGCUCGAUCAUCUGACGCACCGACCCUGGUGGUGGGAAAAGUGUUCACCUGUGCGCUUCCCGCGUGGUUAAUUACUCCGCCUAGGCGAAGUCUCAGCAUAGAGUAUGGAAGGGGAAGGUCAUUGCACUUGUUAAUGGAAUGGGGGCCAGUAAACCAUGACUCAAGCAGCUCACGGCUCACGCGGUUGUCACCUCUAGCGAGAAUUCCGGCCUCGUCGAAUUUGAAUGUGUGGCCUGAUCUCGUCGAAUGAGCCACAACUUGAGAGCUAGCGUCAUUUCUCCGCACCGCUGCAGCGUGUUCGGCCAUCCGCGUUCGGAGCUGUCUUCCGGUUUCUCCGACGUAGUUGCUUUGUCCGCAACUGCACCAGAUCCGAUAAACUACUCCAGACGUUUCUAGCCGUGGCAGCGGGUCUUUUGGUUUCAUUACCUGACGCCUGAUGGUUGCCUCCGGUCAUGUGGUAAAAUAUCUCGGUCAGUCUCCGCUGAGGACCAGAGGGCUUAGGCGCAGGUUUGCAACGUGUUAGACACGUGCGUCCUCUCCCGCCCUAGGGCUUCUUGAGUCUGUUUUGAAACCGUCUUCAGGUGAAGUGUGACAGGGGCUGCGCAAGUCUACCCUUAGUAUAAACCAAUUCACGCGCAAGUUACCGUCCCUGCUCUCGCUCUGUUGUGGGACACGUGGUGGACAUCGUCGGCGACGACGGCCAAACUGUCAUACUGUUGACGGACAGUUUGCAAAUACUACGCAGUCUGUUCCGCAGAAGCCGAUGACGUUCAGCUCAAAUAUGCAUACCAACCUUCAGACCGAGCUUGAAAUGGUUUAUUGCGAAGGACUCACUCCAGGUUUGCCGGUUAAUUUCUGAGGUCAUUAUACCUUUUUUCUCCAUACUGGAAUCUGUUUUGCGUUCAGUCCAAAACUAUCACUUAGGGCUGCUCUUGUCCUCGUCGGUUCUGACGUGCAAUCUAUAGUGUUUUCAUUCUGUGAGUCGCUCUCAGGCGAACGUUCGUGGAGUUUCCUGUUAUCAACGGCAUGCAUCGCUGGAUUGACUUUUUAACGGUAAAAAAUUAACGAAAGAAGAGGCUUUGCCACUAGAAGAAAUCGCCAAGCGAGAGGUGGUGGAGUGUAACACUGAGUUGUGUUAGGUCGUAGCGCUCCCAGCUUGGCCGUACAUGAUGAAAAAAUAUGCGAAAUUAAUUAAAGCUUAUAGUCGUUGGUUAGAGCCUUAUUUCGCCAUCAGACGCCCCGUCUGUCUCUCUACGCGUCCGCUGACUGCGUAAGUCUUUAGACUCCCUUAUUUACUAUCACAAGUAAUGCCCCCGCCUCCAAUAGUCCGCUGUGAUUUGUUAUUCGUUUGUUCCGACAUAGCUUACCCGAGCAUGGCCUAUCUAAGCUUGAGGCAUGAGAUGCAAUAGAGCAUAACGGUUGUAGCUUAGACUUGCUAAAUGCGCGAACUUUGAGUAACUUCUUCGGGACGGACCUUUUCUGGCACGGUCCGAGAUUUGAUAUGAAUAUUUGGGCUGAAAUCCAUUAGUAGCCACCAACCAUAUUGAUAAAUAUGGUUAUCCCUACGAAAAGCGGUCUGCUGGGAAGCCGCGUCUGUUCCUGUGAGCCGUAAACAGAGACUUUGCGUGCUGCACCUAUGCAAGUGUCGACUUUUCACCGGUGAUUUGUUGGAAAACAACCUGUCAAGACUGCUAACAUACAGUAGGUGGGCUAACUCGUGAAAUGUCAAUCGAAAUUCCGAAAUAGGUUUUCGUUUCGAAAAGCGUAAUCAAGUCGGGUUGUAAAACAAGUCAUCGUGCGGCAUAAUUCUAUAAUAAUUCAGUGGCCUCAGGAUGCCGGCUUUCGAACGAACUUCUUUCCGGCCGCGUGCAUAAACUAAACUGCUUAUGUAGCAUGUAUGUUUCUCAUUGGUUUUCGAUGCCCUUUAAUUUAAUUAUAUUUCAUGGGAGACAUGCAUAAAAGUAGAAAAUUACGUCUACUUCCAAUUUUAUACUCGAAGGAGUGAUAUUAUUCAGGUUUCAAAAAACUUUUUUAAUUCCCGAAUAAUUUUGAACUCAACCUGCCAUUACACUUGCAAUCAGGGUUUACAAACUACAAGCCGUAUAUCUUCCGCGUAGGAAAAACCAUACAUUUCUCUGCGGUAUUAAGAGGAGACCAUAUGGGGCUCAUAAAAUUCGCCAGCGGAUUUGAGCCAUACUAUUAACUUUACAGGCCACAUCGUCAAACGCGGUAUUAAAAAAUCUCACAAUUAGAAACUUUUAAAAACCCGAAUUAUACGCUUUCUUCGAGUAUAAAAUGGAAAGUAAACGUAAUUUUCAACCGAAUGAGCUCAAGGAUGAAUAUUUAUAUGCAUGCUUUCUCCGAAGUAUAAUUGAAUUUUUAAGUGAAUCGAAAAUAAGUGAGAAAAAUGCAUGCUACUUAAGUAGUCAUUUUUUGCAGAGUAUGGAUUUUACAUGCAGCAGGAAAGAGGUUCGUUCGAAAGCCGGCAUCUUGAGGUAACUGGAUUAUUAUAGAAGUAUGCUGCUCAAGGAUCACGUUUACAACCCUACUUUAUUAAUCUUUUUGAAAUGAAAACGCAUUUCAGAAUUUCAGUUACCAUUUCAUGAGUUAGCACAUCUACUGUAAGAAAGAAAAUAUAACCGCAUCCAUGCGAGUGUCGACUUUCCACUGAUGAUUUGUUGAAAAACAACUUGUCAAAACUGCUGACAGGCCUAUCCCCAGGCAGCGGUCUGCUAGCAGAUUCAGCGAUCAUUUUUCUCCUUCAGAAACUGACCUUAUUUGCAUAAAGUGCUCUCGGUCGCCAAUGCGCAAUUUAUAGUGGCAGCUGAAUCCAAUGUGUCAUGGCGUGGCUAAAUUACGACCUCCUACAGAUGCAGGUCAUCAUGCGAAAGUUGCGGCACUUGGUGUACAGCGCCAUUAAAUUUAAGGGGAGUAUACAUAAUUACCCGCUUCCGGACACCGGAAGUUGGUUAGUUUUGCAACCGAGUUGCUACAGUGGGUAUGCUACAGUUUCCACCAUCAACAGCAGUUAAAUCGUCGACUUUGAAGAUAUCCACCGUCUGCCCAAAAGCAUAGCGGGCGCAGAGACGGUGACUUGCACGUGAGUUAGUUUUCAGCGACAGCAGACUUGCGCUGCAUCUAUCGCACUCCCUCCUCCUCAUCCAACAGGGACCGAUGUCAGGACAGAGUCAAUAAGACCGGAGGCGGGACCAGGUAUAUGUGUUUGGCGUGGAGGGGGUUGGUGACUGACUGACACUUUUUGCAGAAUGGUUCCGCCGCCUAUCAGGCGAUUGGUUGAGUUUGGACGAUACUUCCAGUCACUCAGCUAUCCGGAGGUUGUCUGUAAGAAGUAUGAUCAAGUAAUAGACAUCAAGGUAAAAUGCCUUCUUAGGCACCGGCUAUCAUAACAAGGUAAGGGGUGCUCACUUAUUUUUAAUGUGGUUUAUAGAAACGGAACGGUUCUCUCUCGAGCCCGACUAAUAGCUAAACAGCGGGACAUGACAUAGGCAGAAGGGUAUUACCGGCGUAAACAAGAGAGACUGGAGUGACCGUAUCUGGCUUAGUAGCCGUCGUCAGCCAGUCAUACCCAACCCCGAGGUGUGGAAUACCUGGGGCUCGAGAGAGCGCCCGUAAGGCACAGCAGGACGAGUGAGUUCCGUAAGAACGAUCGGUGAGCGCCCCUCUACCAUUGUGCAUUUCCGGUCGAAAACGACAGGACAACGAGCGCGUGGCUCAGAGGUUAGAGGAUUUGGACUUCUAGCUAAUAGGUCGCGGGAUCAAGCCCCAGGUGUUCCACAAUUCGGGGUUACGCAUGACUGGCUGCCGAUGGUUAAUAAGCCAGAAAUGUCCAUGUUAGUCUCAAUUGUCUUUGUCAGUAAUACUAUUUUACUGUAUUUUCAUCACGAUUAUCAUUUCCUUUUGUUUCUAUGGCGGUCCUAUCUUUGCUACAUGUUUAUGUUGCCUAGCCAACAUGAUGUUUGUGCGUACAUUUUUUCGUUUUUUGGACUGCGCGGAAUGCGCACUUCAUUAAAUUUUAUCUACAUGUUGCCCAAAUAGCCAAUCCCCUGGCAGGGUUUUAUAAGACGCCUAGGCGUACCACCACACCCCCAUAUGUGACAUUUGUUAUAGGUGCGCCUGUUUUGUCCUGGUGUGGACUCCAAGUUGGUCCAUCGCAUCUGCCGCCCGGCUCUUUGUAGGAACACCUCCAACUUCAAUACAGCAUUUUUAAGAUUUGCUUGUCAAGCUGCAAAACUCCUACAACCGUUUCACUAGUUGAUCAGAAGAAGAAGCGGUCGCUGGAACAAGGGCUUUAUUCGCCUGACGUUUCGGAUUCUCACUUGAACCCAUCAUCAGAGACAGUAGCAGACCGUUACCCAUUUCUGCCACUGUCUCUGAUGAUGUGUUCAAGUGAGAAUCCGAUACAUCAGACGAAUAAAGCCCUUGUUCCAGCAACCGCUUCUUCUUCUUCUUCUGAUCAACUGUUUCACUAUUAUCCCUCCCAAUUUCGCCGACAAAUCUAAAAAAAGAUAAUCUCGAACAAAAUGAUUAGUCUGAAUGUACAGGUAAUGCAUGACAGGAGAUCACCCAACUUCCAGUUCGCAACUAACUCCCACAUACUCAAUGCUCUUGUCGAGCCUGGCAUCGCAAAUCCAGGCGAAUUACUGGACUGCUAUUUAUACUGCAAGUUAAAAAAACAACACUGACUAACUCACACAGUUGGCGCAGGUAAUGCUGGUAGCCUCUUGGGCGGGGCACCGAGAUUCCGGUCAGGAAGCUGACUCUUCAAGUGAGCUUGUCGUGGAGUCGUCUCCUACCGGUUAAACCUCCUAAAUCAACAAUUCGCCGUCAAAACAUGCGUCCUGAGUACUGUCUUGACCUAAACACCCAGGACGUUGUCUUAUUCACGAGACAGCUAGAACAUUCGGAGAGAAGUCUUUCUACAACAUCGUUUUCGUCAUUUCACGGAUAAUCGUACUCCUCUCUUGAACAAUCUGACCACAAACCUGCCCUGUUAUGCAGUAAAAGAAACGUGCAGCGCAGAGUUGAUUUUUUUCACUUUUAUACACUUAAGAACACCAUGUUUCAUUGCCCAGAAGACCACUUUUAUCACCACUCCCGUUCUACAGGUCUUCUUACGCUAUAGUUAAUGGGUGGAAUUAUUCUGUACUAAAUUGCCUUUUAUGUACCGCAACAAGCUUGCGGUAAAUAUAUUUCUUCUUCUUAUAUAUGCAGUGCGUGACCGAUCUCAUGAAGUGUUGGCCGAAAUUCUGAAAUGCGUUUUCGGUUAGGAAGGAAUACUUAGGUGGCGUUGUAAGAUUGACUAUUAUGCCACGUAAUCUUAUAGUAUUUAGGACUCACCAGAACGUCGACUUUUGAAUGAACUUCUUUUCGACCUCCUGCAGGAACCAAACUCAGAAAAAAUUGACAACUUAAGUGGCAUGCAUUAUUUCGCAUUGAUUUUCGAUGGUCUUGCAAAUUCAAAUGUAUUUUAGAGGAAUUACAAACAAAAUAUGCGUUUCUUCAGUCGGUUGAUAGAGAAUCACGUCAUCUCUAUAUGCUCGAAGAAGGAGUAUAAAUAAGUAUAAGUAUAAAAGAUUCUAAUUAUGAGACUUUAAGACCGUACAAUGCUCAACCAUACAGCAUCUUACCUGUCCAUUUGCCAAUGCUCCUUAUGAAAUGUACAACACAGUCCGCAUCCUCUGCAAAACAUAAUGAACUGUGACCGAUAUCCUCUUAAAGACAUAGAGGAAUAUAUGAUUUUCCUUAUUCGGAAAGCAUGCACCUUCUAGUCUAAAAUGGAUAAACGCUAAUGCAACGACAAAUCAACCACAAAAUUAUUUGGGAAUCAUAAAACCUUUUUCAAAACCAAAUAAUAAACUUUGUUAGGAUUUAACAUAUAAAGACAAUGUGGUUUUCUACCAAAUUAUCGAAAGAAAGAAUAUUUUGUGCAUGUUUUCUAUAAAAUACAUUUGAAUUUGCAAGACCAUCGAAAAUCAAUGCGAAAUAAUGCAUGCCACUUAAGUAGUCAAUUUUUGCGGAGUUUGGUUCCCGCAGGAGGUCAAAAAGAAGUUCAUUCAAAAGUAGUCAUUCUGACAAGUCCUAAAUACUAUAGGAUUAUGUCGCAUAAUAAUCAAUAUUACAAUGCCACCUAGGUAUUCCUUCCUAUCUGAAAACGCAUUUCAGAAAUUCGGCCAACAUUUAAUGAGAUCGGUCACGCAAUAUGCAUGUGGGAGCACGGGUCUCAUUUCCUUAGAAGUCAUCAUUGCCAACAUUCUGGUACUGCGGGCGGUCCUGCCUCAUGUUUCGGUUUUAAUAUGUGGGCAGCUCUGCUCAUCACUCAAUCACGAUGUGAAAAUGAUGCUGCAAGUGAGGAUUGGGUUUAGGAUUAGGGCUGCGAUCAGGGCUAGGAUGGGACUUAAAGUGAGGGUUAGGUUAGGCAGUGCGUUCCAGUCGGAGUAAGGGUAGAGGUUGAGUGUGUCUCCUGCAUACUGGCCUUGUUUAAUCAGUAACCAUAGAUUACCUAUUUUUCGUCCGUUUACACGCUCCUAGUUGGCAUAUUUCAGAUUGCUCGGUCUGUUCCGCACCUUAUCGAAGUAAUACAAAAAACAUAUGGCAGGAAUGCCAGCUGCCUCAGUGUUCUACACAGACUUCGCUUAUUGUUACAUCCAUCUGAAUUACUGGCAAAACUGAUAUUAUCAUGGUAGAGGAACGCUCACCGAUCGUUUCUACGGAAGUCACUCCUCCUGUUGUGCCUUCUGGCUCUCUCUCGAGCCCAACCAGCAGUCGCACAGCGGCGGAUGGUAAAGGUAGAAUGUUAUUGCCAACAAGUGCGAGAGAUACUGGAGUGGCCGUUUCUGGCAUUUUAGCCGUCGUCAGCUAGCCAUACACAACCUCGAAGAGGGGAAAACCUCGGGUUCGACCUCCUUACUUGUUCGCUAGAAGUCCAACGUGUGUACCCACCGCGCCACGGGCUCGUUGUCCUGUUGGUAGAGAUUUGGAAUGCACAAUGGCAGAGGGACGCUCACCGAUCGUUUAACCGGGCACAACCGUCAGGACAGUGGCUCAGUGGUUAGAGGCAUUGGACUUCUAACCAACAGGUCACGCAAUUGAGCCUCAGGUGGUCCACACUUCGGGGAUGUGUACGGCUGGCUGAUUAUGGCUAAUAAGACAGAAAUGGCCAUUUCAGUCUCUCUUGUCUUUUGUCAGUCAUGCUACUUUGCCUGAUAUCACCAUCCUCACCGUGGUACAGGCGUCUCCGUGUUCUAUUUCUAAGUGCGCCUACGCAUUAAUCCUCGUCGGUUAUUUUGAUAGCAGUGGCAGUUGUGACAAGGCUUAUUUGCUCAGGGCAUCCUUCGAGUUAAUGGGUACGUAGAAGACAGCGGCGUUUCAAACAGUGAAUAAAAAGAAAUGAGUCACCACGUGAAGACAUAUCCUGGCGAUAGAAAAAACAGCCAGAACUGGAGAUUUCCAUGAAGUACCCAGCAGUCCUUCUGGCUUGAGCAAUAGAAGAACGACGAAAAUCACUGCUUUACUUAAUCUUACCAACUCGGCCACGCAAAGUGCUAAAGGAUAGCAUGUUCUUAAUUCAACUGACACGACUGUGAAACUCUCGGCUGCGUAGAUGUGAUUCAAACCUACGGUGGCAAAAGCAAGGCUUAACUACUGUUGACGCUGUAAUCACCUGAGCUACAAAUUUGUGAUCGAAUGGAAGGCACGCCAAGGGAUUCGCCAAUUUCUGGACUAAUAGAAGGUACCUUCGUCACCGGGUGUUCACACUGGAUGUAAAGUCAGCCACAGUGGUUGAUUAAGUAUUUAUUUUAAAUAUUGCAUGCCUGAUGUGGCAACGAUAAUGAAUACGAGCGUAAAUCAUACUGACUGAAUUACCGUUUCCAACCUGGUUCCUGAAACUUGUAUGUAUCCGGAAUUUUUUGGGAAUGAUGCACUGAACUGGCCAUCAUUGGACUGUCAGACGUUUACUAGAGGAUGGGCAGUUCAUGUACCACGUGAAAAAGAGCCCAGAGAAACGCCAGUAUCAUCCAGUUUUGGAAGUUCUCUCUAGCGAGGAGCAUACUGACCGGUGACGGUGUCAUGGAACUUAACUGCCGAGCUGCUGUUGCACCAAUCACCAGCACAGGCGAUUUAACCGCUGUGACUGAGAGCUCGAAUACGAGGGAUCACGUCAUCAUCGGGCAGAGUAAGGAGAAGAAGAAGAAGAAGAAGAAGAAGAAGAAGAAGAAGGAGUAG
Messenger RNA from Spirometra erinaceieuropaei, 45145 nucleotides. Lineage: Eukaryota; Metazoa; Platyhelminthes; Cestoda; Diphyllobothriidea; Diphyllobothriidae. The record is from the annotation of a GenBank genome assembly.